AUGGCUCCCUUUAAAUUUGUCAUUAAGGUAAGUCUGUCUAUUGCAAAUUAGAAGAUGGUUGAAUUGAAGAGGAGAUGGUUACCAAAUGCAAAUAAUCAUCGUAAGAGUUUUAAAUGAUCUAGUUGUUAGUGUACAUCAAAGUUAGUCAUAUAAGGAGGUAAAGGUUCUGUAUUUAAGCAUGAGAAAAAUCAGCAUUAGAAGUUACUCUGUCUUUAUAAUCAUGAUUUUACCUUUAUUAUCAAUGUCAAUAUCAGACCACUAUAAAGUUGUGUGCAUCUUUUUCCAGGUGAAACAGGAAUUUUUCCCCUUUUCAAAGGUGUUAAUGUUCAGUUGUAACUUCAGUAUUGGCUGUAUUUUUUUGUUACUAUCUGCAGUAUAUUUGUUGGCCACAAGAGGGCAUUACUGAUCCAUGUUUAUACCAUUAUGCUUCCACAUUCUGAUGUAGUUAUUCAUGCUUUGGAGGACAUUAUUCAGAGACUCUGUUCACCUUCUGCAAAUCUCUGCUGACUGCCUCCCUGAGAGUCUUUUGUUAAUGGACAGAGCCGCACAGAGCAGAGGAAACUCCUCCUGUUACAGAGCUGAGCUGUUCCUCCUCACUGUGAUGCUCUGUCAGGAAUAAUGCACAUCAGAUGUUUUUGUUAAGUGCAGGGAAAGCCACCCGUCUCUCUUUUGUUGAUGUUUCAUUUAUUGAGAGUUUUGUACGAGGGCUGCAGACAUUCGCACUGAUCUCUCACAUCCUCUGUAAUGCCAUGUGUGCCUAGUUGACCAGAUAUUGCCUUCACCCCCUUUAUUUGUUUCAUAUGCAUGCCUGCAUACAGACCACCACCCCCUCCACCCCCCUCAGCUGGUUGUGGGAGAGUAAAACCCUUGAGGUUCACGGAAGGUUCCUUCCCACUGGGCACAUAAUGAUACUGUUGUGUUACUCUGCCUGAGAAAAUGCACUCAGCCUCUACUAUGCUUAACCAACUAACCACAAACAAGUAUGUUAAACGGGAUCAGUGCAAACAAUGGCGUUUUAGGCGCUACCCUGGGCUUCACUUUUGCAAAGCAAACACCGCUGCCGCUGUGUUUUUUAAUGAAUAAAUUAAAUUCUCUGGAUACUGAAGGGAAAAAAAGCUGCACAGGGAAAGUGUUUGCACAAAGACAUGCUGCAAAAAGAGGCCAGCUCGGCUAGGAUUAGUGAAGCAAUUAUGAGUUAUGUUCUUGGAUUCACCAUGCCAUGUUUAGAGGGCAGUUCAGCCAUGUGUUUUAUGACUCCUCCUAAGAUGUUUUCAAAGCAGCUCCCUCCCUGCUCCGUGGAGCUGCAGGAGGUGCUGGUAUGCUCCUUCUUAAACAGGCUUUGACUAUAUAGUGACCUGCCACUUCUCAGACCUCCCGAAAAGAGCCUGCAGGCUAAAACUCUGAUCCACUGAAGUGCUCGCUGUCUGCCAGGACAUUACUGCUGCAGAGCCCUGCAAUCUGCCUUCUAUUAGCCAUGUGCACCGCUGACUCUCCAACCAUCUUAAGUAGUAGUUUGAGUCAGACAGUAAAGUGUUAUUUUAGAAAUAAAUAAAUAAGAUUGAGGUUUCACAGAGCAGUUUUAAUGUCAGAGGUUUUUGUGCUGGUUAGUGUUGUUGUCACAGAUGAGCAGCACAUGAGCUCAUACCAGACCACACAUCCUGCUUUUGGUAAAAACUAGGGCUGUCAAAGUUGGCGUGUUAAUAACGUGUUGACGCAAAUUCUUUAAACUGCCACUCAUUUUUUUGAUGCAUGAUUACCACAUACAUGUUUUGGAAUCAGGAAAAUGUGCAGCAGUAACAUCGUAGAGACAUAAACAUCUCUGAACAAGAAUGAUAAAGAUGCAGAAACAGGUCUGUGAAGGAAGCUUUAAGAGUUUUGGUGGUUAGUAGCUUGCAAGGGAAUGACGCCCAAACUUAGUAGCAAGUGCCAAAAAUGAAAUUGAAAUCCAAUGUUGACAUAUGUGUCAAAAUCAGCAGGAUAAAAGUUAGGGGACACAGGGUUACAUUAAGAUGUGUUUAAGAUUGGGUGAAAUGAAAAUUAGGUGGAGGUAAAUAAACACCAUCAUGAUGUGGUCAAAUGUCGUGUCAAGAAAACAAAAAUGCACAUUUAGGUGAGUUUUGAAACAGAUAUCACAAAUAAAAUUUCAAUCUUAGCUUCUUCAUUUAGAAGACUUACAAAGUGCGAUUUAUUUGCGAUUAAUCAUGAGUUAACUUUGAGCAAUCAUGCGAUUAAUCAUGAUUUUAAAAGUUUAUCCUUUGACAGCCCAUGUAGAAAUUUCUGCACUCUUAUAGAAACAUUUUGACAUUUUUGGGAAUCGUCCCAGCUGAAGGUGACAGGAGUGAAAAUAAACCACACUUUCAUCUCAGCUCUGCCCUACAUUGCUUCACCGAAUCCACGUUUCCUAAUGAGGCCAAACACUUCUCAGCCUGCUGUUGCUCUCUAUCUAUCAAUUUCUCAAGGAUGUGUCUGCCCGGGUUUUGUUUGCUGAGUGUUACCUGGAGAUAUUCCUGUCUGUUCUUGCUGCUGGAAUUCCUCUCUUGGGUUGUGUCUCUUUUUUUAUCAUCAAAUAAAGAGGACUCAGGUGUGCUAACAUUCACCUGAAUGACGGGAGCUUUGCAAACAAAACACUUCCGAGGAGUUUUUGUAAAUAACAUUUGCCUCAAUAAUAAUCAAGUCUCUGGGUUCAGUGCUCAGUAUCUGGCAGUUUCAAGAAUUGGAAAACAGAGUUGUCCUUUUUUUCAAAGGGGAAACCCAGGUGACUCACAGCACAGAGAGAAAGAGAGAGAGAGAGAGGGAGAGAGAGAGCUGGGAAUGAAGCAAAUAAAGCCUGAGAGCGAGGUUGUCACACCCACAGAUCUAAAGAGCUCCCCUGGGUUCUUUGCAGACUUGGAGGAAGAGAGAGAAAGUCAGAAAAAAAGAGGGAGACAAAGGGAGAGUUGGAGAGAUGCAAGUUUUAUUGAGUGAGACCGCAUCUGCUGCCCCUUCUCUUCCAAUGUAAACAUCUGCGGCUGGUUAGUGUUAGCCUCUGAGCUAAGUGCAGUCCGAGUAGGUCUGGUUCUUAUACGGCGUGAUAGUGAUGGCAAAGGGCAGCGAGGUGGGGAGACGGGUGAAACUGCUCGCAGUGUUUUGGGCUCUGUGCCCAAAUCGGAGCAGCACAGACGGGAGGAUGGAGAGCUGGGUCUGGGAGAGAGAUAAGGGAAGGUAGAGGGUGUUUUGGGAACUGAGAGUGAUAAAGACCAGAGCUCCAAAGAGCAGAAAGGGAAAGGAGCCGUCAGAGAGCUUGGCUCUGGAUUUGUUUAUUUACAGACAGAAAUAUGAAGGAAUUUUCUCAUGUUGUGCUGUGGACUGUGAGCAGCUUCAGCCUCAAACGUCUCUGAGGUUUUUGUCUCUGUUAACCCUUUUUCUUCCUGCAGGUCAUGUUUAUCAGAUUGGCAGUGGGGAGAAUUAGGCAGGAGGAGCUGAGCUUAGCCUGCAGGAAGACUAAGUCCCAUUCAUUCACUGUGUGUCAGCACACAAAAGAUGGCACAAUAAAGGAUUUGGUAUUAAGUAGCGCUCCUUGCCGCCUCUCAUUCAGCCUUCAGCCGCUGUUCAUAACUCUAAAAAGCCUGUGCAAGACGGGGAACAAAGCAGAGCUGGCCCGCUCCAGUAUGUAUGAAAAGAGUAACUUCCUCUGAAACUUGGCCCUUUUUCAAACUCUCCUUUUCCAACAACAGCGACAGUUUGAGUCAAAGCAAAGUACACAAGCUAAGAAAGCUCAUGAAUUUGAUAAAUGCUUUUGCUAUGUAAUGAAAUCCUUCAGGUUUCUCCUCCCUGUGGGGCUGCAGAGGUGCUUCUGUGGGCGGGGUUAGACGUGGGAAUGACAAAGUGGAUUUCUUGUGUAUCUCCCACCUUAUUAACGGAUAUACUGGAUAUUUUUCAGGUACCCCCCAGAGUCUUUUAAAGAAGUUUUUUCAUGCAUUUUUAUUUUUAUAUUAAGAUAUUGAAAAACUUCUGGCUGACCAAUUAAGAGGCAAAGAGGAGGAGCUGAUAUGGACCUUUAGCCUUUACAAUAUUAGUGAUAGCAGAACUUAGACGCUUAAUAUCACUUAACUUAUGAGUUUUAGUGUAGUGUGUGAGGGUAGAGAAAUGAGCAAAUCAGACUAAGACACUUUUUGAACACAGGUUGUAAACAUGUCUGAUUUUGAAUGGGUGUGUAUGUGGCUUCUGGUGCUUUUACAGCCAGCCUCAAGUGGACACUCAAGGAACUGCAGUUUUCAACACUUCUUCACCAGCUUUGUUUUUCAAGCCCGGACUUCCUGGUCAGAUUAAGACACCACUAAUUGGUGAGGUGAAAUAAGCGCAGAACUUACCUGAUAUUUUUUGCUGGGGAUGUUUUUUUGUCUCUUUUCAAACUUUCCAGGUCAGACUGGGGCCCAAAUCACGGGGCCACGUUUCAUACUUUGUCAUUUUAAGGAGAGAGGUGUGGCUUUGUUUCAUGGCAGCAGUGGAAGAGGCUUCUAGAUUGCUGGGGACAGUAACUGAAAUGAAGUGUUUCAGACAGAGACUGACACUAAGAUUGUAAAAGACACCAGUCUGAGAUAAAUUAAGAGUUUUUUGGUGUGUAUCUCUGCAUUCAUGAAGUAUUAAGAGAUCUCAGUAAAGAGAGGCCAUGGCUGGGUUUAAAGGGGAUCCAUGGAGGUCAUAGUUCAUGACAGGGUUCAGCUCAGAGAUCCACAGGUCAGCCUUUGUCCUGGGACUUGACAAAUUUAGACCACAUGACGUGAUUGUCGUCUUUGCCUUUGUGUAAAAUUAGAUCCGGCCUCCUUUUUGUCUUAUCUGCUGCACUCAACUCAAACAUCCUUUUUGUCAAGGCUCUGAUAGCUUCACCUACACGGCUCAAACCCGGACUCAAAGAUUGACACUCCAGAGGGGAAUUUGCGCCUCCACUGAAGCUCUGGUUUCUCGGACAAAUUAAUUGUUUUCUUAUUAGUGUGAUUGCAUUAGUUUACAUUCCUGACAAAAUUCCCUUUUCGGAGAAUCACAUGCUGUUUUUGUGUGGGGGACAGACCAAUGUUUAUCAUUAAUGUCCAGUUCCCAGUUGAGUCUUGUCUGCUGCUCUAAUGUGAUAAAAGGAAGUUAGUCUAAGGCUUGCUAGAUGUCUGGCGUUCAGCCCAAAACACUGACUCAAUCAGGAGCUCAGAGGGGGAUUCACCCUGCUGUGUGCCUCUAUAAGGGCCUGGCUCUCUAUACUGCUCUCUUUGUCCCCGAGUAUUGAUCAAAUUAACCUUGUGCUGCUCUUUAGGGCUCACAUUAGCCGGUGUAAUUUAAAGCCAUGUACCCUAUAAGAUUGAUUCUCUGUUCUCUGUCAGAUACCUCCUGUUAAAAAGACUCCGAUGCUGCUCCUCUAUUAACCGUGGUCUCAAAUAUAAACAUGCGGAUGAAUUAUUACUCAUGUGACACAUGUUGGACUAAAUGUAACAUGUGCUUUGAAGGAUUUAUAGCAGGCCGAUUGUACCUGAAAAGCUGGUAAUCCAUGCAUUAAGCAAGAGUUCCUCCCUGCAUUCAUGUGGUGUCGGGAUAACCGGGGAGAUGUGACUUAAUGCUGAAGUCAAAACAACUCGAAUAAUACGUGAAAAGUUACUUCUUAGUUACUUACUUCUUAAGUAACUUCUUGGCUCGUUUGUAAAUAAUAAAAGAGGAUCAGACUGUAACCAUUAUAACUAAAGCAAAAGAUAACAACUUAAAUGUUGCACAUAGAGACAUAAAUAAUACUCUUUUUUGUGAUCAACUUUUAUUUAAUUCAACUGAGAAAAGAAGGUACAAGUAAAUGUUACAGCAAUGAAUAAUCAAACAUAUACUCUCAUAUACCUAUACCUAUAAAUGUAUAUAGAUACAUAAAUAGAAAAAUAAAUGAAUGAAUAAGUAAAUAAAUAAACAUGAAUAAUACUCAAAGUGCUUUGAAUGAACGUGAGAUAGUAAUUGUACCCCAAUCCAACACUGUGCACCGCAAACCAUGAUAAAUACAUAGGUUUGCUAAACUUAAGCAAUAAAAAUGACCCCAAAAAGAGAAAACUAAUCUAAAAAAAUAGUAAAAUAAAAUAAAAAUGUACUUUUUUAAAUAUAUGAAAAAAUUGAAAAAUAAUCAAAAAAAAAUUAGCAAAAUAAAAUGAAAAUGUGCUUUUUUUUAGAUAUAUGAAAAAAUAGAAAAUUAAUCUAAAAAAAUUAGCUAAAAUAAAAUAAAAAAUUAACUUUUUUUAAUAAAUGGGUCCUAUAGAUGUGCUCUGAAUGUAAGUGCGACACAUACUUGUAGUGUGUCUUUAAUUUGACCCUCUUUAGUCGGCAGAGAAAAUAGCAGGUGCAGCAGUAUUAAACCCAUCACUGUCACUGCUCUUAUGUCUGUCAAGUCAAAGACAAAAGUCCGCAUACCGUCACCCGUCCAUCGUGUGUCAAGUCCAACCCCUUAGACACCACCGUAGGGCUCCUCCAGCAGUACGUCCCCGUGUUUUGAUUGACAGGGUCUGGCCCUCUGUUGCUAGGCUUUUCCCACACACUGGUAAUUGUUGGAGGCAGUCAGCUGAGGCCACCAGUCACCCGUGUACUGCUGCCAGACAAAGGGCAAAGGAUGGAGAGAAUACUGAUCUAUAGGGACGAGCUGAUACUGACAGGCUGCAUGCACACAUCUUAUAUAUGAGGGGUCUGCACAGAGAGGGGGGCUCUGUUCUGCUCCAGUCUUUUCUUUGUGGAAACAUAUUUUUGUUUCUAUUCAGGCAAAAGUUUGUAAAGAAAUAAUUUUUAGAGCAGGCUUUGAUGCAGUACUCUGGUCGGUCAUGUGGGGGCGCCCUCUCCUCUGUUUGACCUCCAAGAAAAAGUGAGGCAGCAGCUUCUUUUCAGUUAUUAUUUGCUGGACGACAAUAAGAAAGGAGAAUACUCUCAUGGGAAAAAGAACAAGUAUUUGUCUGUCUGAGUCGCUCAGAGGCAGAUUUUAGCCUUUGAAUGCCACAUGACAAACGGUUCCCAGCCCAACUUCAGCUUCCUAACAGUUAAUAAAACUUUCUCAGACUCCUGCUAUGACGAAAGAGCAAACCUGACCCCUUUUGAAACAACAGAGGGAGACAACUGGAGAGAGUUUGGUGGUGGGAAGUGUAUAGACUUGUGUCUGUAGCGAGGGCCUUCCCCUACACACCCUGUUGAUGUUCGUCAUCCUGAGAGCGAGGUCGUAGAAACAUCCCUGAAGUCUGGAUUGUCGAGUUUAGCGCUCCAGCCCAGGGGACGGACAAAGCUCCAAACAAAGCUCUUAGUGUGAAAAGGAUCCUCUGUUACUACAUGAAUCACCUCUUCUGUUUGUACACAUCCACCAUGAGAAAAAAUGAGAAAAUCUGCGUCUGCGUUUGGCUUUAUGUAACUGUGUUUUUGCUGCUUUAUUCAGUUCACUGCUUUCUGCUGCAUUAUCACACUGGGCUUUGGGGCAGUGCUUGUUUCUCCUCUGUCUCAUGUUGUGGGUGGUCUCACUCCAUCCAUUACUUCCUUGUCCAGGGAGAGAUGAAGUUCACACGAGACCCACAUCCAUUUGCUCUCUGCAGCGGGCAGCUUUUGCACUCAUGUGUAAACCAUAAUCAGGCCAGCCUGAGAAAGAUGUAACGGCGAGUUAACCAGCCGCGGCAUUUCUGGCCUCCCCGUCCCUCGUAGCUUAUUGUCAUUGACACGAUGACGUGGUGCUUGAGGAAUCCACUCUGCAGCCCUCGACUCAGCUUUCUUAUCCACUCUGAAGUUGUAGUCCAGAAACCUACAGAGCUGUGGGGCAGAUCUGUGCAGUUUUAUCACCACUCUGAUACAAAGUCGGAUAAUCCUCAUUUAUGUGCUCCCUCUUUAAACUCUCCCUGUGCAGCCUGUUUUGACCUGAGGCACUGACUAUAUUGCAAAGCUUAUAGAUAAAGGAAAUACUCUGAGAAAGGGGAAAUAUGAGGAGACAAAGAGGGACGUCCUUUUUUUUUUUUGUAAAGAGAUUGGUAAAAAGAUGGCUAGACAGCGAAACAGGAGGGAGGGGACUACUGUGAGAGGCCUGGGGUGAUGUUUGAAGACUCAGGGGGUCGUUGUGGUUUGUCUCGCUGUCAAUCACCCACACUCUGAUUUCCUUUGUUGUCUCUGAGCUCAAUGCCCCUCAGCAACCUGUGGCUGUCCUUCCUCUUUGUGUUACAGUGUGGGAACUUUGCGGUGCUGGUGGAUCUCCACGUUCUGCCCCUGGGCGGCCGAGAGGACGCCAGCUGGUUUACUACGGACCACAUCGAGGUACGGACACAGGGAGACGGGCGUGGGUGUGAAUAAGCGUGUGACUGAAUAUAUGGCUUCUGUUCUGCAGGGGGCCUUUUCUCGAGACAGCAGCGACAGCAGCGUGGAAUCUGAAAUGACUUUGAGCCUUGUGUCUAUUCAUCACAGAGGUUUCCAUUGUUGCUCAACUGUUCUCAUCUCUCCACCCAGCCACUUGUGGAGUUGUCUCACUGGCCUUUCUCUUCGGAGGCCUCUAACUGUCCUGUUUGCUUUUGUUCAGAGAUGUUUUCCUGCACUGAAAUAUCUGCACACUGUUCGCAGGAGGUCACGGCCCUGGUUCGAGACGCGGUGGACCAGAGAGUGAAGCAGUACACGGACAUCCUCCACAAUAGAAAACAGACCAAACAGAAGAAGGAGCUGGCACCUGCUGUAACCUUGACUGUCAAAGGUAACGCACUGUCUUACAGGAGAUGAACCAGUACAUGGUCCUGAGACGGGCCGGCCUUUACUACCCAAGUUUAAAUCAAAAAAGGAGGACAGGCGUAGGGGCCCCAGUUUAGCACAGCUGGUGGAGUAGGCACCUCGUGUACAGAGGCUGCAGUCAUCAUUGGACUGGACAAAGAGUCACUUCCCACUCUCAGUAGGAUUUGCUGCUCAUCGUUCCCAUUUCCAGGGUUCCUAUGCAAGUAUGGAAAUAAAUUUGGUCUUAAAAAUAUGGAAAAUGAAAAAUAAAGUAUGGAAAAACAAUGUUUCCACAUCAUUACCACACUUCUAAAAUGGAAAAGUAGGUAUUUCCAAAAAUAAUUCUAAAAUUUAGGGGAUGGAAAAGUAUGGAAAUUCUAACUGUGCAGGAACCCUGCAUUUCAUUUCUACCUCCUAUGUAUCCUUUGAAAUAAUGUGGAUGGAAAAACACUCAUCAGUGAUAUUUUUCUAGCUCUCAGUAACUCUAAAAGGAGAGUGUUAUACUCAUCUUUUCAGGCUGUUCCUCUAUUAGCUUUAUGAAAACUCAAAAAACUCUCCAAUCUGACAUUUAAACUUGAAUUUAUUAAAGGAAAGCAUCUCAUUUUCAAGGGGGUCCCUAAACAAACAUACAUAGAACUCAGGACACAUUACAAUACAUUAACAUACAUACCAUAUAACAAAUGCAGACAUCUUGCUCACCCUACUUCCAUACACAACCCCAGCCAACAUACACCUAACAUACAAAAUAAACAAAACUUAUUAACAAGGAUAAAUAAUGUGAACAUAAAUGCAAAAAAAGUAAAGAAAACAAAUCUGAAACAUGAGCAGUUUGUUUUGAGAUGAGAGUAAAGUGCCAUUCUGAAGUGAUAAAGAGAAGUAACAGAACGUUGUGUCAGAUCGUUAUCUUUAAAACCAGUUUGAAUCAUUUUGUUGCCUAGCACUCUAGAAGCCUCCUCCGCUGUUGCCAUUGCAUUCCUUCUCUUAAAAUAACAAAUUAUGACGCUUUAAACCCUGUAUCUAACCUCUAACGUUUAAAAACACAUAAAAAAAAAUCAGCUGUAGGUACAGGUCACAUUUACUUUUUCGCUCAUGUCCUUUAUGGUGCAAAGUUUUUGCUCGGUGGAGUAAUCUUCUGUUGAACUCUGGUUAUCAGUCCUCAAACCAGUCGACAGUUUACGACCCUGAUUUCCCAGCACUGCAGCCAAAACCAGAAUGCUUUUCUUACUGGCCCAGUACCUGUAAAAACAUCACUUCUCUGUGUAUUUACUCAGCGCGCUAGUUUAAAUUGUUAUUUGUAAUGAACUCCUGUCAUGUUUACUCUGUUUUGCUUUCACUGUUAGUCACUGCCCUGGAAUGCAGUCAUCGCAGCCUUCCCUUUUCUUGUCUGAGGUGUGUCUAUCAUCACCCUUUGAGAGAGAAAAAUGAUUUACUUUGGCGAUGAACUCAAAAAUCAUUAUUUAUCCGUUGGAUCUCAGCGACUGCAGGCCGAGCGUAAGGAGGGGCAGAGGGGUGGGCGCUGAGCUCGGGGCGGGAGAGCGGGGGUCACAGAGAAGUACAAAAUGUAUUUCAGGGUUACCUUCAGAGGAGAGUGUGGGAGGAAAGACAACAGGACUAGUCAGGACUUGGUGGCUCUCUACGCCCAGGGUGUGACCCACAGGCAGGAGCUGAUAGGAUUUUAGACUGCGCUGCUCUGUUUAACUUGGCUCACAGUUUAAGUCCAUUUAAAUGGCCUGUGUUUGUUCUCCUUUUCAGUAAUGUGGCGUUGGCACACCUGGAUUUAUCUGCUCUUGUAGUUCACACCAUAAACUGUUGCCUCAACACGUUUAUCGAUACAUAUAUAAACACAGUGAAAAAUCAACAAAUUACACACCAGUGUCAACUGGAGCAGUUCGUAAAGACUUAUAUUACUCAAUAAAUGGACAUUUGAGCUCAGACUAUUACAUCUGUUUAAAGAGAGGAUGUUGAAAUGUGUAUGUUUGAUUUUUUUCAGCGCUUUCAUCAACACUAUGUAAAUUUAUGUCUGUUAUUAUUACAACAAUCCCAAACAAAAACAAAUCUUUCAGAAUAACAUCAGACGUGAUGCACGCUGAAAACAUAACAUGGCAAAGUUACGCCCAACAAGUAACAACAGACGGGCGUGUUGACCUUAAUUUGCAAUAGACGUUAAAUUUAGCAUUUCGGUUUGACAGUUUAAGAAGACCAGCACAAUAAAAUUAAUGUUUCUGUGAGUAAAUGAAGAAAUCAGGGGACUUUUUUAGAUGGGCUAUGCAGGUGUCAGGUUGCUACAUCGGGGUUUCCUGAUUGGGUUUGAAGGGGCCCAUAACACCUUAAUGAUCACCCCCUUUUAGAGCUGCGAAUUUCAGUAAUUCGUCCUCUGAUUUAUUGUUUUUCUGAUCGCUGCCCUCGCACUCAGAGCUGGCACGCACACAAACAAAAGCAUCUUUCUCAUGCUCGUAUGAGUUUGAAGAAGAGGUGGUAACUUAUCGGCUGGGAUCAUAAUAACAGAGCAAGUGUACAUCAAUUAAAAAUAAGAAAAGGAGUUUCUGUUCAAGCAUCAAACACAGAGUCUGUUAGUGAAAAGUGUUGAACUGGUUUGCAGAUGGAGCGUUAACGUCCCCACACCUGUGCUGUAGGUGCGUUGUUAGGUUGAGUGGUUAAAUACCAGUUUACCCAGACACAGUUAUCUCUGUUUGCUAUAUUGCAGAUUGCUAAGAAGUGUAAUCUAUCCACUGUGCAGGUUUACAUCCAGGUAGUAGAACACAACAAUCAAAACCACAAACAUGACCCUGUGUUACUCUGACACUCUGAAGUUUUGACUGACGAGGACUGACACAGUCGAGAAGGUCAUGAAGUCAACUUAAUGUGGACUUCCCUUCUGUGUGCUAACAAAUGCAGUUCAUCCCUAUUUAUCCAGUGCCGGUUCAUUCCUCCAGCCACCCACACACAUGCCUUUGAAGCGCCGUAAGCCCAGCUUCAGAGGAACCCCCGGCUGUGUGCUGUAAUGCAGACAGGUUUGUCACAGGUAGCAGUUAAGGGCAGUUAAAGUAGGCUCACUCAGCGGGGAAGGACCGACUGUGAGAGUGGGAUUACAGGGCAGUCGGCCCCAUAAAGUUUCUCCUGUGGCUGCAGCGCUGCCUCUCACGCUACUUCCCUCCACUUCAGCCUCCUAAUCCACCCAAACGGCGUGUGCAUUUGUUUUCACACACCGAUGUCUGUGUACGUGUUAUUAUCGCUCCACUUCUGUCAUUUUCCCGAUAAACACACAGUCAGCAUAUAAGCAGACACACUGGUUGCGCUGCACCCAGGCGCUGAUGCACGUCAGAACCAGUGCGAAAUCAAAAGGAGCGACAGUGUGUUGCAGAGAUAUAUCCUCCCCCUGGGCUAGGUGUGAACAGGCUUACAGUGUAAGGUUACUGAAAAGCCUGUCUCAUAUUGCCCAUGACAGACUGAAGAGAGACAGACAUGUCUAAUGAUGGAGAUCUCACACACAUACACACUUUCACACACACACACACAUACGCUCCCACUGUGUGAACAAGAGCACUAUCAGUGUUUCAGCGGGGAAAUAUGCGUGUAAAAAUGAUUAAGCUCCUCUCAGCUUUGCCAGAAAGAAUGUAACCAGUGGAACAUGACUCCGUACCAUAUCUGAGAAUUUUCCCCUCUCAGGACAUGAAACGGUAUCGCGGCUCAAACAGGCCCACUCACUUCAUGUGCUCUAGUCCUAUUAAAGGUCUUAAGUGAGUGUAAUGACAUUCUUGGUCUUUUCAUUGUCCCGUGUGAGGGAGACGGCGGAGCAGUAAAGGUGGAGACUGCGACUGUGAGAAGUAAGCAGGCAGGCAGGAGCCAUAAAAAGGGGAGGACAGACUAUAGGCUUAGGGAGGGAAGCCCAGCAAACCUCAGGGUGGGUAUUAAGUAUUGGGGUCGUCUGUUCGGCAAGGAGGUCAAACGCUAACCUGCUAAUCCUCACUGGCCUUUCAGAAAGCAGGGAGUGGAAGCUGUUUUCUCUGCGUGGAUCUGUUUUAGUCAGAGGAAGAUCUGUUUGUAAAAGUGCGUGUCUGUUGUGUUAUCUAGAGCAGAAUAUAUACUGAAGUGUUGAAGAGGUGUGACUAACAUAACCAUAAAACAUGCAGAAAGAGGAUUUGGUGUAUUUUUUGUCAGAGCAUGAUGGAGACUAGUGGAGCAGACUUCUGUGUUAAAACUUUCAUCUCAUUAGAUUGUAAACACACAUAUGAAGAAAACAGUUAUGGACUAUUUAGUAAAUAAAUGAUGUGGUGUGUUUGUUUGAUGUAAAGGCUCUUCAGGAGGACCGACAGCCUGCAUGAUGGCUUAACCCCUGUUACAUCACAACUUUAUAAUCCUGAUAUUGGGACCUUGCUGCAACUUUAUUCUUACUAGAUUAUGACUUUAUUCUUGUAACAUAAGGACUCAAAAUUAUUUACUUUAAUGUAGCCUAAAUACUCUUUUAUAUGUUAGAUACCAGAGGGAAAAAUGGGUGAGAUUCAGAGAGAGUCGAGCAAAGAACGAGGAAACAAGGACAGAAAAGCAUCCGAGAAGUGUUGCUGUGUUUUAUAUCUCAUACCUGGGAAGUUCACUACAGCUGUGGACAUGAAAAUUCUUCAUACAAUAAUCAUAAACUGUCCAUAUUUUUGUAUACACUCAGAAAUACAGAUUCUCGUCAGCGGUCUGGAGGCCGUGACGCUCUAAUGUGCGUACUGAAACAGAAAUCAAGUUUCUGCUGUGCACCUGUGUUACAGGUAUAAAAUAUUCUGGUUGUUUCUGGCGUGUUGGGGUUCUGGGUGGCUGCUCCAAAUAAGGGAAAACACUAAAUAAUGUUUUAUCAUUCAUAUGUUGUUGGAACUCUGACUAUUGUUUCAGCAGCACAUAUUUCACACGCACCAAAGCACUACAAAUGCUACCUCUCCAGAGCUCGACAUCUGUAGUUAGCAGGAUAAAAACACAUGGAAAGUCGACUCGCACCACCUCUUCACACAGGAAGACAGUUAAAAGCUGUCUCCCUCCCUCUGGGACACCCCUGAAAAAAAAGCUUCUGAAUCCUCUAUCCCAGUGUGACUUAUAUUCCAGAUUCGAUGGUAUGUGCCAGAACAUGUGCACAUGCAUGUUGUUGCGCACAGAGGAAAGGUGUCAGUCAGGAUAGUGCUGAUGUCUGGGGCCAAGAAUAGGUGGGUGGAGUGUGGUGCUAUGUGUGGGAUGGUAUGAGGGUGGGGGUGUGGUGGGGUCUUGUAUGAGGCGGUGUUUGAGCUGGUGCCAGUGUGAAAUCACAGGGGCUCCCGCCAACAGACAGCAGUAAGAGCAGCGUAACAGCCUCAGCUGUUGGCACUUCAAAUGAGCCAUCAACAGCUUUUAACAUUCCAAGGUCCUUCAGUGCGAGUGUUUGGGUCCGAGUUAUCUCUAUGGGUUAUUGUAUUUAUGUGUGCAUGCUGCUGUGUAGGGUGCAUGUGUGAGUGUACAGCACAUGUCAGAGAGCUUAUCCCAUGUCUCCUGCCAACAUAAAUUCAGGCCGUUUCUUCAAAUCUCAGCUGCAGAGGCCAAUUUCCAACUGUCAGCCCACGGCCCCCUCUCCCCUCCUCAUUUUUUUUUUUUUUUUUUUACCCAGGCUACUUGAGACUUCAUGAUUAGCUCAUAGUGAUGUGAUUUAUUUAUGUUUUUAGAGAGAUGAACAGAGGGAACUUUUCCCACCAAACAUUUUGGCUCUGGACGGGCAGAAUGGACAUGCAAGACCUUAAAAGCUGAAGGGAAGGGGAUCUUGGGAGAGGCCUGCUGCAUUCUCGCUGGUCGACCGUGCUGACACACCCACAUUUCUCAGAGUAAUUACAGAUUGAAAAUGAGUGGAUAAUAGGCCCUCUGUGCUUCGAGGAAUACAUUUUUGUCAUUUGAUAAGGAAGCUAGUGGUUAUGCUCUUUGACCACAGGAGUGUCGCAGUUUUGUUCAUAAAGAUGCCACUGCUUUCCAGUGACAGCUGUCUCAAUUCAGACCCAGGCGAGUGUUCGGAAACCAUUUUUAAUCUCUAAUAUCGACUUGUGUACCCGGGAUAUAAUAUCAUGAUACAGUGAUGCUUUGACCAUCAGUAUAAGUUAUAUAGUUCCAGUUUUUGGGAGAAAUCUUGAAUGUAAACUCUACCCCUCCCAACCAGUUUUCCCUUCAGCUCCUCCUCUCUGCUCCAGCAAGCCCCGCCCACAAACAGACGCUCCUGCUCGCUCGUAUCGUUCCAAUUAAAUUCAGAUAUAAUGCAGAUAAAUACUUCAGAUAAUUACAAAUGGGGCCCAGUCAAGGUGAAAGUCAAAAGCAUUGGUGCUACUGUAGAUGCCAACAGACGACCAGCAAACACAAUGUUUGCAGGACUUCUACAACUAGGAUAAAGUGACAUAGUCCAGGACCCGAGGUCAACAGUUUAGCGAUGGUGCUACAACACGCUACAGCAGGUCCGUUUGACAAGAAACACUUCUGUUACAGACACUUGUCUUACUUUGUUAAAGCGGUUUACCUGUCCAGCAGAAAGGUUACAGGGUCACCAAGAUCCCCAAGCGUCCCCCAUCGUUUAUAUUGACCCGGCUUUUUAGCUCUUGUCCGGUCUACCUUCGUUUUAAGCGCCCGUUAUUCUGCCAGAGUCUCUGGUAUUUACUUCGUUUUCUUGCUUGUGUCGGCAGUCGUCACCAAAAGAGGAUUCAGUCAAUUUUGGUUGGUUUCUACUGUCUGAUAUUGUAGCACGAUAACUUUGUUUGGGCUCGUGAACGACACGGGGGAGCAACGUCUCUUUUUUGCUCUCUUGUGAUACUGCUGCUCACCUGGAAUUAACCCCAACAGAAGCUAAUGACUAAAUAACUUUAACUCUAAGUUUUCAGCUCAUAAUGAAACACAGUUAAUUCAGAUGUAACCGCAUUCUUAGCUCCGACUUUCAUGGUUACUUGGGUUUUUCCCACUUUUUGUUUCUUCUUCUGCUAUUUUCCUGCUGUCAUCUUCCUCUUGGGCCAAUUAAGUUCAGUCCGUGUGGCCCUAAAUCAUCCCGUUAGCGCCAUUGUGGGGAAUCACAGAGUUGUGACAUAGCCGGUCAAAUUGGCAUUGGAGAAGAAGAACCCUUCAGAGCGCCAUAUUUUUUUGAUUAAAAUUCUUAAAUUUAGUGUUUGCAUUUUGAUUAUUGUAUUGCACAAGUCAGGAGGGUUGUGAUAUUGCUGUGUCGAUAUUUCCUCCCAGCCCCAGUUCUGAGACCUUCGCCAGACUAAGAAUACAUAAAGACAGGAUGGGUGCCAGGGAGCUUUCCUCAGUUCUCCAGUUUAACAGGCGGUCAUAAAUACAGAAUACACAGAAAAAUACAUUUAUGAAAACCAAAAUUAUGUAUGGAAAAGAUUUGUUGGCACUUUCUGUUGUUUUUGCCGCUUGAGAGUGUUGGAGAGGCGCUGGUUGAACGCGAUGCCUCUUUGUUCAGUGUUUUUACUGAAUUUGUAGCUGGAUGAGCUUGUGUCAAGAAAAAGGGUGGGGGGGGGGGCUCUGCGGACAAUUCAGCCGCCGUCUGAAGGGUGGAAGGAAUCCUAACCAAGGAAUAAGCGGAGCAUAUGUUGGCAGCAGCUCAGCUCGCAGCCCCUGCAGCCACGCCGUGGUGGCAAAAACACAUUUAUGUGAAACUUAUUGAAUAAAUAAAUAAAGCUCAAAUCUCUGCUAGAUCUGCACUUUGCUUCAUCGGUGCUCAGUAAUCUAAAAUCAGUCCUUCUUCUUCUUGCUGCUGUGAUGGCAGCUCUAAUCCACUCAUGGUUGCAGCACAGAUCAGCUUGAAUUGAAGACUUCUGUUAUGGAGGACGAACUGAUUCAUGGUGAAGAAAGUUUGUUUUCAUUAGUUGCAGGUUGAUGCCAAAUCUUUUUAUUCUACAGUGUUUGCAGCGGCAGAGGCUUUGUCCAUCUCUUAACUCUUGAACUGCACGGCAUGUGUGCCAAACACUCUGAAUAAUAUUCUUUAAAUAUUAGAUUUGUCUUAGUUUGCUUGCUCUGCUGAUUCUCUGCUUUCUUUAUUCCUCUUCUCUUUUGGUCUUGUAUUGUUUUUCCUCCAGGGGGUAUUGGUUUUGUGGUCCAUUAUAGUGUAUAUAUUUGUGUGGAAGUGUAGAGUGUAAACUGAGAGGGCCCAUUUCACACGGAUUUAGCUAACGUGCCAUUUCAAACUGCCAGAGCACAUUACCAGAUGUCUCACGCCCACUCUUCGUAUUGAUACAUGCAGAUUGAUCCCUUCAUGUGCCGCAGAGCUCCAGUAGAGCUCACCCACCACCUCGUGUUGGAGGGACUUCCUACUCUCUGGAUGGGUCGGAGGAGCCCUGGCAGAGUGGGUACCCUGAGUACGUUGCGCCCCAUGGCAGAGCUGGUUCCUUCUUCCUCUGCCUGCACAGGUGCCAGGGCUUAGGGGAGGAACACCUGCCAGCCUGUUUCCCCAUGGCCACGGCAGGCUGGAGAGGCAUUUUCCCAGGCUCCCCAGAUGAAUGGUCACUAAUAGCCGUGGGAGAGGGCUUUGCGAGCGCAGCACAGUGUACCACUGACUCCUCUUGGCAGCCCUGUGAAGGGGGCUUAAGGCAGCCUGGACAUGGCCACUGCGGGAAAAGCACAAGUGUUGCUGGAUAGCUUUACUGUUGGAGAAUGUGUUUACGAAUGACCAUCUCCCUCCUGAUGAAGAAUGCGGAGGAUGUGUAGACUCAGUUUUUGCACUGCCCUGUCAUACAGUUAGCUUUGUUUUGCUUCCCAUGCUCUUUGAAGGCCUCGGGCUACAACGGUUUUUAAAAGUGUCUGAAAGUCAAAGUGUGAGUGAGCCUUCUUCAGUGUCCAUUUCAGGGAGAGUGAAGGUUAGCAGCACAUUUCUUUUGUAGUUACACACCUAAGUGCUACUACAGCUACUACUAUUUAUGUGUGUGUCUGUGUGUGUCUGUGAUGUAUGGACUGGUCUGUAAAUAGAGAGGCAUGCAUGUGGCAGAGUUACCUGCCCUGCUCUGUGUUACUGGGCGUGAGGCAGGCCGGGAUUAAGGCGCGGGGGUAACAGAGACCUGUGACAGGAACAAAGGAAUUCCAAGGCUUGGGCUGGAAAUGGAUCCUGAUCAGAGUAGCCACUCCGGCCCGCCUGCCCCUCUAACCCACUCACCCUCCCUCCUCUGGCCCCUGCUGGGCAACCCCCUUUCCCCCGGUGCUUUGUGGUGUUGCUGUGGCUCUUUAAAUCCUUCCUGUAAGCCCCCGGCCUUACUCAGCAGCAGCACAUAGGACAGUCUGACUCCACUGUUAACUCCCCUCCCCAUUAUUGGACACAUAGACACACACUCGCCUCCUUUUUUUUUGGCCCUCGAACUUCUACACAUUUUUGCACCCUCUCUCCUCUCCUCUGCCCUCCUCUUGUCUUUUCUUGAUGUUUUCUCACUUUCUCUCCUUCCCUGUCUCCGCAGGGUCAGCUGCAGACUCUUAGGACACGACCACAAUCCCCGCCAUAGCUGUCACACCACGCUCUUUUCCCAUAUAAUUAGGGCCUGAGCCUGAGCCUGAGCACGGAUCACAUUCAUGUGACUGUUCCCCUUUACCACAUUCUGGUCUGGGAGAUGGCACACACUCUCUUGAACUCCUGCUAAGUGUUCAGCCUGACCAGAAUGCCUUGUUUGAGGAUUUACUGAAACAUUUCUGAGGGAGGAGGAUGUUGUUUUUCUCUGCUCUUUGCUUUCUUUUGAAAGAAACGGGGCCUCUGUCGCGUGUUCUUAUGAGCUCUGCGGUUUCUCUGCGGACAGAUGUCAUUGUAAUGCUGUGUGCAAAAUUCUCUCGUGUUGUCAGAAAAUGCCAGCCCGGGACUGCUGUUAAUGACAGCAGCAGUUUAAUUGAUGACAGAAAUGCUUUCCAGGCUUUUGUUUGCAUAAGGUCAGCGAGUUAAGUUCGUAGGCUGUAAAAGCACCGUGACGACAUGGAGUUAUUGAUCGCCUUUUUCAAGUCUAAAGUUCAGCAUUUUUCCGCUGUUGCGCGAUUGGUUUUCUCAUGUGAAGUGACUGUGUUAGAGGAAGAGGGUGGAUCACCAAGUUACCCAAAAUAUGAAGUUAAUUUCUGCUCAAAGCUGUUGAAUGAGCCGACUGUUUCCCUCAGAGUGAGAUUCAUUUAGUGGCUUGUCAUCAUCACGGCCAACAACAUCCCUGCCUCAGAUGCAACGUCUCUGUAAAUGAUCUAAUCUGCAACCCCGGUGCCAUAAGAGUUUGGAGGCGGAGUCUCUCAGAAGUAAAGAUGGAAAAAUGAUCGAUUUCAGUUUAUACUGGAUUUCAUCAUCUACAGAACAUCAAACGUUUAAGAAAAUUAAGAGAAAUCUAGAAGAAGAACGAGGCUGAUAACUGAUGACUGCGAUCUUCAGGCACCGAAGCAGCGCUGUAUCAAAAAUAGACAUGACUCUGUAGUAGGAGUCACCGCAUGGGCUCAAAAUCACUUCCUCAAAGAUGUCUGUGAACAGUUUGUCUCUGCAGUCAUAGAUUCAGGUUCAAACUGUAAAGAGGAAAUCCAGAAACACGAGUGAUUCCUCCUCAAGAUAGUCUGAGGCGAACUUGGAAACUUCGCAGAGGUCUGACGAAUCAAAGUUUAACAUCCUGCAGGUAUUAUAACAUCAUGACUCUGUAGCAGAAGAGGCUGGUUCUGAACUCGCACUGAUCUGUAACCCACAUUUUGGCACGUCAUGGUGCGAAUAACAAAUAACACAAUAAGGAAGACCCUGAACUGUUGAUCAGCUGAAAUCCUAUAUCAGACAAAGACUCCACAAAUUGGUUGCCUUGGCUCCCAAACACUCACAGAGGUUUGUUAAAAGUCGAGGUGAUGCAACACGGUGGAAAACAUCCCCAACUCUUCUGGAAAUCGGAUCGUAUUACAAACCCGGGCCAAAACCAACAAUCUGGUCUAGUGAGACUGGACAUGGACAGUUUCUAGUUCUCACAACUUUACUAAACUAUCAAUUAUAUCUUAUUUUCUGAGAGAAAAGUCAUCGUGGUUUAAGGUCAACCAAGAAAAGAGUCUGUUCUGCUGUGGGCUGGACCAACCUGAGGGAUCUUUGAGGUUUUAUUGCUCAGAUGGAUGUGUGUUGGUUGACAGGAGGGAUGCCGCAUCAGUAGCAAGGUUGCUUCUUCAGGUAUCUUGGUUAUUUAUGUCAGUACCUGUCAAGGAAGUCUUUUAACCUCCCACCUCACCAUAGAUGGAAAGUCAAAACUUAUAACGCUAACGUGAACUUAUCCACCCAUCGCUGGAUCGACAAGAGUGUAAUAUUUAACAAUAGUAAUAUAAACCCGCUCUUUCAGAUGUGCCUGUCUCUAUCUUACAUGACUUUCUAUGAGGAUUGACCUACUUUGGACUCAGCCCCAAGUGGACUUUUGAGGAACUGCGGUUUUUGUCGCUGAGGUUUCUGCUCGAGCCAAAUCUUGAUAGCUCCGAUUUUCGAGCACCCAGCAAGCAGACAGAGGCUUUUUUUUCCACUGAGGCCAAAUCUGAGUCUUGACAGGCGGGCUGGGCACAGGACAUAACCCGAAAAAGUCCACAAACUACUCGGCAUCCCAUUAAUGUGGAGGGUCUUAAUGCAGAGUAAGCAGUUUGCAUUCUCAUCCUGAAGUCUCUCUAAUACAAACAGAGGCUGCACUCUGAGAGAUCUGUGGCCACUUGGGCUAAUUAGGACAUAAUGAUGAUUAACUGUGACAGUUUGUAUUGUGACUACUUUUCUCUCAUCAGAUUAUGUUUCUGAGAAAUAGAUUUUCCUCCCUCGAUAAUUGUUCUGUGCUCCAAAACGCUCCCCACCACUCUAGUCACAUGCUGCAUUAUGGGUUGGCCUGAGCUACCAUGCUGCGGCGUAUUUUGUAACUGCGAUGAAGGGGUCACCCAAAUGUUAAAUUGAACACUCAUGUGCAAAUAUUGUUUCAGGUGGACGUUGUGCAGGAUGAUAAGGCACACUGCUCUGCAACAGCCGUAGCUGUAGUUACACACAGAGAGUGAUGUCCUUCCAGGAAAGCCCCCACUUACAUAUGGGUAACUUCCUCGGGCUCUCUCAUCCCUCACUACUCCACCCCUCUCUCUCUCUUUCUCUCUUUUUGAGCCCCAACUCUCCACCCACACUCAAGGGCAGAGGGAGGGGGUCCACAUCAAAGCAGAGAUGUCAAAAGAGCAGGAUUCUCAGGCACUGAUGUCUGACUGUCCUGCUGAUUCAACUCCUGUUCAUAAAGGGGUUUGCGUGGGAAGUGAAGUACUCCUGACAUACAGUCACUACACUUACAUGCACACCAGAAAUGUGGUUAACGGGAUAAAUCAGGUUACAGCGGGAAAUCUGAGAGCGCUUUAACAUGCACUGCAACAACUAGGAUACUGUAAAACCAUUGUUUACAUGCAGCUCCUGGCUUAUCAGAUUCCUGUCCUUCUCAGAGCCGUGGUUUUAAAUCUGGCAUCAUUUUAGCAGUAAACUGAGGUAUAAUAUUUCAUUAGGGAGAGCUUUUUUAUUUCUCUGUCCGACUUUUAUCUGAUGGAUCAAGAGGCCAAUCAUGUUUUCUUUUCAUGUUAUCAUCUUUUCUUCCCCCUGUUGCUACUGUUUCUGCAAUGAUACUCUCCUUGCAUGGAAUAUAACUCUAAACUAGUAAAAUAAUCCUGUCAGAAACUAAGUGGAGCAAUUAUGUGGCUGAAAAUUUCAGUUUCUCUCGAGGUAGGCUCUCACUGUUUGAGAUGAUUCAAGGCAACUCAUUUCCUCGUUACAACAGGAGUUAUAACCCCAACUAGCUGACAAGUUAGGCCUGUCGCGAUAAUCAAUAAAUCGCCUUAUCGCUCGAUAAAUAAAAACGAGGUCGAUAACUUUGCCAGCCUCGAUAAUUGACGUGCGUUUGUUUACCUCCUCUCUCGCUACCAAACACGCUGGAUGAGAGAAGAGGUCUCACUCUGCGCAUUGUUCUCGGCACCUGGGGGCGUUGGCUCUAUAGCGGAAUGAACGGAGUUAGUGAACCCUCCUGUCAGUCAUUCAGUGUCUUUGUCACGAGGGGGCUAGCGCGCACAGGCACACAGACACAGACUUUUUGGAUAUAGUGCUGCAAGUGAGCAUCGUGAGUGAAAAGCAAGCUAACAGAAUGAACACGACAGCUUUGGUGUCUAAACCGAACGCAACAGCCCAAGUGUGGGAAUAUUUCGGCUUUAAACCAGUUUUGUUUUCGUCAACCACAAAACUCCACGUGUGUGUGUGUGUGUGCGCGAGCGCGCGUGCGUGUGUGUCUGUGUGUUGGAGGAGCACAGCAGGCUGAUGAGAGCUGUCAGAGCGGACUGAAGCUGCUCCUAUAUGUUUAGCGUUUAACUGACUGAGUUUUGCAACUCUGUUCGUCAUUUUCGUCCCGUCCCAUCAACGUAAACGCACUUUCGUCUCGUCACAUUUUAGUCAUCUCCGACUUAUGUUUAGCUCGUCAACGUUACGUCUUCGUCGUGGGAGAAAAGGGAAAUAUUUUAGUCAAUGAAAACAACCAGUGUUGUUCUCGUGUGGAAAUUAAAGUUUAUCACUUUUGACAUGGUGUACUCGCAUUAUUAUGCCAUAUAAUAUCAUUAUCUAUAAUUUAAAAAAUGGUGUCAAUAAUAUCGUUUAUCGGCGAUAAUUUGUAGCACAAUUAUCGUCCAGCAAAAUUUGUUAUCGUGACAGGCCUAUGACAAGUAAAUUAAGAAACAGCUUAUGUAGGGUAACCGUACGUCCUCUUUUACCCGCACAUGUCCUCUUUUUGGGGGGCUGUCCGGGGAAGUUUAUAAAAUCCUUAAAAGUCUGGGGUUUUGUACGUAAAUUUCAAGUUUGCAUCACGUGGCGUUACUGAGUUAGAAGUGCGUAAAAGACACUUGAUCCGACCCGAAAAACUCUCAAAAUUAACUUUGUGCGACUCUGUGACUCCACCCCAGCGUAGUCGUGUCCUCUUUUAGGGAAGUCAGAAUAUGGUCACCCUAAACUGAUGUAACACGGGUAAAUUCAGGGCUGCAGAAUCUGCAGGUCAAAGGUGUCAAAUUGGAUCACAGAGUGUGACUAAGGCUGGCAGAGCUAGCACCACCAACAAGUUAUAUGUGUCCACAGAGUUUUUAUGAAUUUCAAUUAUUUUGAUGCACGCCAUCUCUGGACUCUUGGGGUCUGUACACCUUAGUGCCGUUUUCAUGAUCUGUUUGCAGGACUUCUGGUUUGUCUUUCCCGUCAAAGCAGCUGACCUGAAUAGAAAGCUCAGUGUAACCAGGUGCAGAGAGAAACCUCCCCGAAGGAUUCCUGUCAAAGUCAGUGGACCUUCAGCGUUCAGCGAAUUCACAGGACCCCAGAAAAGCCCCCAUAUCAGAGCAGAAAUUCUUAUGGUUGUUGCAUGAGUCACAACAGCAUGUGCUGCCAGGAAUGCGGAUGGAGAGAAGAAGUAGGCUGCUGUGUUUUCUAGAGCUGUUUUAAUGAUCUCCUCAGGAUAUGACUGAAGUUAAUGAAGUCUGUUCCAUGGGGGCUUACCUUUGACCUUGGUCUGAAUGCUUCUCACCCCUGUCUGUUCCAUCUUACAGUCCUACUCACACUGGAUGCCUUUUGGUUUGUUGACUUUUCUUUCCUCUCAUUGUUUUCCCAGGAAGCGGUGAAAGCUGCAGGGAUGUGUGUGUGUGUGUGUGUGUGUGCGCGCGCAUGUGUGUGUGUCUCUCAAAAAUACAGUUCUUUAGCCUUGGCACCGACCCUGUGGAGACUUUCUUUUUUUCCUGCGGUAUAUUACAAGAUGGUAGAAUACUCUCCAUACAAGUGGUUCCAUUAUUAUCUACCACAUUUCUGAAAACAUAGCGUGCUUGCUUGUUUACUGUUUGAUUUGAUCUGUCAUAACAUCGUGCAUUGGGUUUCAAAACAAUUAAGCAAGAACAUCUUCUCUUGCAGGAAGUACAAAUGAAAGCCUUUAAAGUGUCUCCUCUGCAGAUUCGAGUAUUGCACCACUGCGGGCCACAGUUGCCACAGAAAGAGGCCACCGAUUCCCAGAGGAGGCACCAGCAAACUGUUUGUGAGAGAGAAACAUGAAUGUAAGCUUAGCACGAGAGAACCCGGGCAGAGGGCCAAGAGCAACUCCGCGCUGUGCAGGACGUUAUAAAGUUUGGAGCAACAGCUGAUGUCUCGGGGCACGACGAUGCACUGGUUCCCAACUCUGUGUCCAGACGUCCCUGUCAAACUUGUCCUGGGAAUUGGCGAGCUCAAGCCACCAGGGAAAGCGGCGAGAAUAGCUGCCGAGUUUGACAUGAGGCUAAAGAGUCUAAAGGACUAAAUCAGAGCUUCUGAAAACAUAUCAAGUCAUGAAUAUGCUAUGAAAGAUUCUUGUGUCCCGGUCGCUUGUUGGACCAAGAAUGGGCAGAGAAAACACAACUGAGAUUCAGAUCUGCAUUCCUCACUGGAUCGACAUCCAGCAUUAGAUGAUUACGGCUAUUUAGAGACGAACAGAAUAUUUUCAAUGUUUUCAAAUAAAUGAAGACUAAAAACAUGCUUAUCAUACCGAACUGUCGUUGAGUUUAUAAAGUAUUCCAACUAAAGCAUAUGCUUGUUAAGUGAAGCAAAUGUUAGCAAUGGAGCUACUUAAAAAAAAACAACGAUAAAAUCCUGUACACAAUCUGCCGUCGGCGACCCAACACUCAGUUUUCCUCUGUUAACAUUUAAACGUUCAAACAGAGUUUUCCAAAAUCUCCACUCUGGCCGGAGUUUUUAAAAAGCAUCGUUUUCAGGGUUGAAUUCUUCAUUUGCGUCUAAACGAACGUUGGUUGCAAACGAUGGUUAAUGUCUCAGUUUUUAAAAAUAACAGGGUAUGUAUAAACGGGGCCAUAAACUUCAGAGGAUAUCCGGCCCUAUUGUCCGUUCUACAAGCCUUCAAACAUUAGAAACAACCAAAUAUGAACACGACUUCAAUGUCUUAUACUGCAGCAUAUGGCGACUUUAUUUUUGUAAUAUGACCUUCCUAAAAAGUUUUCCCCACAAGAAUAUUACUUCACGAUACUUCAUAUUACUUCAUAACUGUCAAUCAUUGAGGUUUUACUACCUUGUGGAAGUAAGAGGAUUAACUCUUAGAAAUGAUAUCAUAAACAAAAACAACCUUUUAUUGACUCGAUUAUGAAACGGCUGCAGACGUCACCGUGAUGGUAUGAACUGACAGGUUAUGACAGUAGUGUAAAGCAAGUGUGCAAAGUGCUCUUGUGUUUGUUGCCAAGUUUCACACUUAAUAAAAGCUUCCCAUAACUCCUCUUGAAUCACUCCGAUUAUUACCCAGAUUAUAGAUGUUAAGGUAUAUUCACACAUACCGACUGACUCGUCUAAUUUUGCCGCAGGCUAAAUAUCUUCUUCACACUCUUAAGUCAUCCAGCCUGUCAUCCAGGAUACAACUUCAUCCUUGGGAAAAUAUUGUUUGUAAUUGCGCGGCGUUAAAAAAUCAGGCAGGCGUCCAUCUUUCAUAAAACUUAACAACCUUUUGGUUUCACACAGUUUUAUUUCCUGGUUCAUAACUUUCAAUCACAGAGAUUCACUCUUUAUUCCUGCUUUUAUAUCUUCAUUUGUUUCAAGUCUGUACUGUAAUUGCAGAAACAGUGACCUAAAGCUAACGCUAAUUCCGCCACAAGCAGAAAAAAGAAAGGAAAGCGGAGGUGGCGCCAUUAAUCACUGACCAGUGGUCUUAAGCGUGUACCUGUGGCAGUUUUGUGGCGAACAGUCUCAGUAAUAGCGUGUCAUUAUCUAAAGAAUCACAAGCCUGCUUCUUUUUGAAGAGGAUAAUUAGACGCUUCGAGUCGGCGCUGAGAUCACAUCAGCUAGCGGGGAAAGGGGAAUGUUCACAGAGGCCCCCUCACACUUGUGUGUGGGCCCAUGCUGUUAACAUGCUGUCUGCUCUGUUGUGCUCAGUAUGGAGCGUGUUUAUCCAAGGUGCAGGUCAAUUUUGAGCAGAGGCUUGUCCAAGAAUUCUUCCCAGAUUUAUUGAUGAGUGACUGUCAGUGUAGCCGACGGGUAAACAAGCCCGAAAUGUCGGCUUUUCAGAAACAGACACACGGAUUUCCAGCUUGAUGACGGUGCAUUUUUGACGUUAUCCUGGGAGUAGUGAGCGAGCCUCGAGUGCAAGAGGUCAGGAUUUUCUCAAACUAUGGAAGACAUGUAAUCCUUUAACUGAAGUUAAAAUGCUGAAGCCCCCAUGGUUAGCGGCUAAUGAGUUUUUCACACGGCAACAGCAACAUGAGUGCCAAUAAUAAGAGAGGGGAUAAGAAACAGCAGAGGUAGAAAGAGAGAGAGAAAGAGAGAGAAAGAGAGAGAGAGCAGGCUCUGUCAGCUUCCCAGCACUGUUGUCUUGUUUACAAAGAACAACUGGAUAGCGUGUUAGCCAGGCUCUCGCUUUAAGUCAACAAAUUCCUCCCAGAUUAGGCAACAGGCCACUGUUUCUGCCCAGCACAUCUUACAUAGCAUGACAAACAUUCCAUGACAAAUAGAGCAGAGGGUUCGCGCCACGGUUUCCCUGCUUGUGCCCGACUGGGAGGUCAGUCAAAUUAAAACACAAUGAAUGGUUUCUCACUCCAUGAACGAGUCUGGAGCAGUGAAUCAGAGUCUAAAGAGCUGGAAGUGCAGUGAUUUAAAGAAGGGGUGUUGGUUCUUGUGUCAGGAAAAGUGAGCUAACCAUAACUCUGUGCGUGUCACCAAACUACUCUUUCUUUUUUGUACUUUAGGGAGCAAACAGGGGCUGCAUACUUUAGCAAGGUGGUCAUGAGGUGCAAGAAAGAUGAUAGAAUUGGCUGGAUGUGGCACAGUUUGCAGCAGCUUGUCUGAAGGAACCAGGGGAACACCGGUCCAAGCCUUGGUGCUAUAGAGAGUUGGUAGUUCACUCUUUGGCUCUGUGAGGAAGAAGCUGAAUCCACUACAGAUGUGUGAAUAUUGACAUUCCAUCUUGUCAAGGCAAAAACCAACAUAGGGGACACACUACAGGAUAAUGAAGCUUGACCAAAUGAGCUUGACGAUGGUUGUUUUGUCUUAUCUGAGGAAAAGUUAGGAAGCAAAUUGACUGAAGAGAGAAGCAUAAAUGCAACUAUGGCGACGAUAGACAACACAAAGUUUAAAGUUAGACGGGAGAGCGGAAUGUGGCAACCAAAACUGUUAAACAGAGACUGUGACUGCUGUAGAUGAACCAGGAAAUGUCAGAGAACAAAACACAUUUUUACUCCUCAAUCAUCACAUUUUUAUGAUCACUUCACGCCUCCUGCUAUGUGUCUGAAAUCACAACCAUACAUCCCAGAACUUCACUUUACGUCCUGACUAAAGUCCCGGUCAUGGAGCUCAUCAUUUGACGAUCUCUUUAUCUGUUAAAAAAUAUUUGCUCUGUCUGUAAUCUUGUUAAAGACAUUUUCUUUCAGGGUUUGAAUAACAAAAAUGAUCUGAUUACCAACAGUGGCUGUAUUGUGCCAUGGUGGUCAAUUGAACAAGUGUUAUUAGUGAAUGAGGGGAUGAGCACAAUGCCAACACUCAUCAUCCAGAAAGUUCCCAUCACUAAACCGUCCCCCGGUGUUUGAUUUGAAGGCUGUUGACAGUCGUACAGUUACAGUGUGCUUCUUCUUUCUUUUUACGCUUAAACGUUUUUCUUUGUUUUUAGGAAAUAACUUCAACCUCGCUGCCAAUUUUCUGAAGAGGCACUCGAACCUCCGCUGCGUGGUGAAGCAGCUCUACGGCGGUACGUACUCCAUGUUCUCAAUGAAUCAAUCCCCAGUGACAGGAAACAGAAAUAGACAUCUGAAUGAGUCACUCUCAGCCAAAUUUCCCACAGAAAGACUCAGUCAUCUGUGCUCUCCAUGUUGACUUUUCUCCCCUCCACUUGUUUUUUAUGUCCUGUCUCUACCUGCUCGGGGUGUUAUUGAGAACACGCAGCCAUUAAGCGGCUCCCUCGAGAGGCUACUGAGAGUGGGAGAUUGGAGGGCAGUGAGGAUCUAUCUCCACGGCCCAUCUAGUUUCUGUGACCCUGAGCCACCUUUUCAUGGGACCAACAUGGUUCUCUUCCUGUCAGUAAAGUUAAUAUCUGCCCCCUGAGGGGAGUGGACGUUGAGACGGCUCUGACCUGCUGCAGACUGAGAGGACGGCCUCUCUCAGCAGGUCCCUAACAUGUCGAAUUAGACCCACUCUCCAAGGGUCAAAGGUUGGCUAAUUUUGGUCCACUAAGUCAGCAGUUAAUUGUGGUUAUGUAAAAAUCCAAAUAAUGUUAUAAAACAGGAGGUUAAAAGUGCUUAUCAUGAUUAGUUUCAAAAACAGAUGUUUGGAGCUUGAACUGUAAGGCUGAUACCUGUGUUACAAAAACAGUGACAGUUAAGAAAAUAUAUGGAUUUAGUCCUUUUAGUGGUUAAACGCACUUUAUUAUUCUGUUAUUAAAGCUGCACAGACUCCUAAACUUCAAUCUAUACCCUUCAAAAUACAUUACUGUGUUGGACUACAAGACCAUAGACGGAUAUAAAGUCAAAAAGUCAAGAAAAUUUGAGUAUUCUUCGCCGAAUUCCAGUAGACCAAUGUUCCCUUCAAGUAUUAUGUUUACCAAUAAAAAAUGGACAAAAAUCUGCAGCUCUGAAAACUUAAAAUAAACUUGUUCCAGUUUUGAGACUAAUAAUCUGCACGGAGAUAUCAAGACAGUUUACUGUAUGUUUGAUGGUUUUUUCUAAACCCCUUGAAACAAAAAGAAGGCUAAAGAAACAAAGAAACAAACAAAUGAAUCACUCCUUUUUAAAACAGUAUUUUUAAAAUAUACCUUUUUAUACAUUCAUACGUUUAAACUUUACGGUAAAACUUUACACGCUGCAAAAAGCUCCUCAUUUCUCAGUGUUUUUUCUUAUUUACAGUAAAAUGUGUCUACUAAACUUGAUUUAAACAACAUUUACCAGUGCAGGAUGCAGAAAAAUUGCUUACUUCAAGAUAUUUACACCAAAAAUAAGACUUGAAUCGCUUGUAAUUAGUAAUUGGAAAAGUUUACCUGUCAGGUGAAUGUGGCUUCAGUUAAACCUAAUGACAUAUUUUACCAGAAAUUAGACAAAAACAUCUCCUAAGAUUUGAGUCUUUGCAGUGUGAGUUCAUAUCUUGGCUCCAAAUGUAGCUCAGCAGAAGUUAAAACGCUCUGAUUCUGUAUUUUUACAUAGAAUAAGUAGAUAGUAGGAAAUAGCGAACAUCCAACCAACCAGCCAAAUGACUUAUUUGUCCUUCUUCACCCCAUUAGCUAUACCACACAAGGUACACAUCCAUUAGUGCACGUGUGUGGUGUAUGCAAGCGCUGCCUGUGCCUAACAAAAUGUGUGCAUUGGCUGUAUUUACAAACCACAAAUCCGGACAACUGAAGCAAAACCAAUGUUUGCAGAAGUGACCACUGCGAGGGAAUAUCAGCUUUUACGCACUAAAUUCAAUACUUGUGUAAAACAUCUGAGAGGAAAGUGGACGGCUGUGGAGUCGAAGAAUGUCUCAUGAAGGCGUUUGUAAAAUUUUGCCAAUGAGCCUUUUCAUUCGCUCCACUUUCAGCAGCAUCAGGGUUUGUUAUUAGGAGCGCCAUCGUGAAACAGACGGGGCUGCAGAGGAGAGGCGAGCACAGGAGGGUAUUUCACAGGCAAUGGGUCGGAGAGACACCAACUUGGCUGUCUAGCUGAGAAGACAAUCUGAGGCCUGUUGGAUUUAUUAUCAUGAUACAUUUCACAUUAAAGUGUUGCUUUUGUAAAUGAUCUUUUUCUUUGAAGUCGAUGAAACAGUCAAAUUUCUCCCAGGAGCCUCUAUCAACAUAAAAUUUCCUAAUAUUUCAUGCUGCUUACGCGGCUCAUAAAGCUCAGCAAUUAUCUGUAAACUAUCAUUUUCUCUCGGUCUGGGGGAUAGUAAAUAGUUGGUGUUGUGUGGAUGUGAAGUCAGACCUCCACCACAUUUCCCUCGGCCUGUCUUGUACUCAUAAUUAGAGGUGAACCCUGAUAUUAACUAGCAUGCUCUGCGUUGUCUCUGUGUUUGCCUGCCUCCAGAUUUGCGUGUGUUUCCUGAGCGUUAUGUUGUGUGUGUGCGCCGUUCAGAGGAUGCCUCAGCGCUCCAUGGAAACCCGAGCCUGGCCGCGGUGAGUGCUGUUUAUACUCCUCUAUUUCCUCUUCCAGUCGCCUGGCAGAUUGUCCCGCAUGGCUCUGUGUGUUAUUAUAGGGAUGUGUUGCCAAAUUGUGCUCUCACUUUAUGUAUGCUGAUCUGUUUACAGAGAGGAGGGGGGACGGGCUCUGCGCCUGCCUCAGCUUUUUGAAGACCCGAGGGGAAAGGGAGGAUGGCAGAGGUGGGGUCCAGAACUGCAGAGUCAUCCCCCGGUGUUCAAAGAGUUCCCGCUCCCACAUUCUGCAAAUUCACCCCAGCUGAACAGUUUUUGUUCUCCUCUGACCAAACUCAAACACGGAUCGCUGUAAACCUCAACAUGAAUGGGUGGUCAAAAAUAUCGCCAAAAAUAAUUGUUCGUAUUUAGCUCUGGAGGCAGGUUGGGAUACUUUCACACACACCGAAGAUCUGUUUUGGCUAAAUGUUUCAGUGAACAGCAAAAAGCAGAAUUUUUCCCCCUUUCUAGUUCCAACCGAUCUGUAUGUGGCACAAUAUCAUGUUUCAUUUAUCACUCCAAAAAAGAUGAUUUAUCAUCUGUAAAAAACCCUGAUUUUGUAAACGUAACCACUAAAUAUGGUCUUACUGUAAUUCAUCAUCAAAAAUAGUGUUUUCUGUUGUAUACUAUGUCAUUUAUGAUUAAGGAAAUUCAGAACCCAAGCACUUCAUCGUUCUAAUACACAUAUAUUAUUUGGGGUUUUAUGGUAGACCUCUGAAGAAGUGGUUAUCCUCACUUUGAUUAAAGAUCCUGUCAGGAGUUUUUCUAUGUUUAUGUAACAGACUGGAAUUCAUAUUGACAUACAGUAUUUAUUUAAUGUACAAAAGUAAAAAAGACCACCAGUGACAGAACUGAUGAUUUGUGUUGUCAUUUAAAUCCAUAAUAUAGACAAAUUAACAGCCCUGUAAUAUGUGUCCAUGUUAAAUAUUUACAAUAAAGGAAAUUUGUUUUUUUAAAAGCAGGAUCAGAGUUUUUGUCGGGAGUACAAUACUUCAGCGUGAAGAGAGACACUUUAAUAUGACUUUUUUUUUUUACAUACUACACUAUGACGUUAAGUAACAAACUAUAGCAUAACAUUUUUUUUAACAUACUAAUCUAGGACAUUUCUGACAUGGCAUAACAUGACAUUUUUUUUAUCAUACUAUACUAUGACAAUUUUUUAUCAUACUAUACUAUUACAUAUUUUAACAUAAUAUACUAUGACAUUUUCAACAUACUUUACUAUUACAUAUUUUAACAUAAUAUACUAUGACAUUUUUUUAAAAACCAUGCUAUGACUGUUCUUUGAACAGACUAUACUAUGAAAUUUUUUAUCAAACUAUACUGUGACAGUUUUAUCAUACUAAACUAUGACAUUUUUUUUCUAUCUCAAAUUUGAAAUUUUUAACAUACUAUACUGUGACAUUUUUAUAAUACUAUACUAUGACCCUAUUCACUGAUAAUUAUGACUUUUUUUCAAUCUAAAAUAUGAAAUUUUUAACAUACUAUACUGUGAUAUUUUUUUCAUACUUUACUCUGACAAUCUUUUUCAUUUUAAAAAUGAAUUAAAUUAUCAUACUAUACUAUGACAUUUUUAUCAUACUAUACUGUGACUUUUUUUCAAUCUAAAAUAUGUAAAUUUUUAUCAUACUGUACUAUGACGAUCUUUUUCAUUUUAAAAAAUGAAAAAAUUUUGUACUAAAAAUACAAUUUUUAACAUACUAUAUUGUGACAUUUUUAUCAUACUAUACUAUGACCUUAUUCACUCAUAAUUAUGACUUUUUUCAACAUACUAUACUAUGACAUUUUUUAUCAUACUAUACUGUGACUGUUUUAUCAUACUAUACUAUGACCUUAUUCACUCAUACUAUACCUUGACAUUUUUUUAAAUCUAAAAAAUAAAAUUUUUAACAUACUAUACUAUGACAUUUUUAUCAGACUAUACUAUGACAUUUUUUUUAUCAUACUAUACUGUGACAGUUUUAUCAUACUAUACUAUGACAUUUUUUUUCAAUCUAAAAUAUAGAAUUUUUAACAUACUAUACUAUGACAUUUUUAUCAUACUUUACUAUGACAAUCUUUUUCAUCUUAAAAAAUGAUUUUUUUAUUUCAUACUUAAAAAUUUUACGAUUUUAACAUACUAUACUAUGACAUUUUUAUCAUAUUAUACUAUGGCAAUAUUUUUGAUUUAAAAAAAAGGAAAAAAAUUUCAUACAAAGAAAUUAAAUUUUUAACAUACGAUACUAUGACAGAUUUAUCAUACUAUACUAUGACUUUUUUUACAAACUGAUGUAUGAACUUUUUUUUCAUACCAGAAAAUAAAAUUUUUAACAUACUGUACCAUGACAUUUUUAUCAUACUUUACUAUGACAUUUUUUUACAUACUGGUAUAUGAAAUUUUUUUCAUACUAAAAAAACAAGUUUUUAACAUACUAUACUAUGACAGAUUUAUCAUACUAUACUAUGACAUUUUUUUCAUACUGAUAUAUGAAAUUUUUUUUCAUGGUAAAAUUUGAAAAUUUGAACAUACUAUACUAUGACAUUUUAUCAUACAAUAGUAUGACAUUUUUAUCACAAUCGUUUUAAUUUUGAAAAAAGGGAAAAAAAUUUCAUACUAAGAAUUAAAUUAUAACAUACUAUACUAUGACAGAUUUAUCAUACUAUACUUUGACAUUUUUUUAUACUGAUAUAUGAAUUUUUUUUUUCAUACUAAAAAAUAAAAUUUUUAACAUACUCUAGUAUGACAUUUUUAUCAUUCUAUUCCAUAAAAUAUUUUUAUCAUACUAUUCUGUGACAGUUUUAUCAUACUAUACCAUGGCAUUUUUUAACACACUUUACCAUGACAUUUUUAUUAUACAAAAAAAACAAACAUCUUUAUUAUAAUAUUCUAUGACAUUUUUUUCAUUCUCAGAUAUGGACUUUUUAUUUAAUACUUAAAAAUUUGAUAAUUUUAACAAACUGUUACGGCUGUGGGUGUGUCCUGUGUCUUCUGCUGUUUGUCUCUUUCCAGUAGGUCCCUUCCCAGGUGUGUCAGGUUAACCUGCUUGGUGUGGUGAGUGGGGCAGAUAUAAGAACGCACAACUGCCCUGAAUCUCUCUCUCAGCCCUCGUGAUUGACAUACGUGCUGCAGACCUCCUGACUUGUUGACUGUGUUUCCAUCGUGUGCGUUUUGGUGUUUUUUGAAGUCCAGGUUUUCCGGUGGCAGGAGCCUGUGGUGUUUUUUUUGUUUGUUUGAAUGGUUGGCAGUGAAUUUUGGUUUUAAAUAACUUAUUGAUAAUCUGCCUCAUGCUCGUUUUUAGUUGUUUGAUCUUUUUUGUGAUAACUUUUGACUGUAAAUAAAUUACUUGCUUAUUCUGAUUUCCUGUUUCCUACUCUUCAUUUCAUCUCCCCUGCCUGGUUUUAAUUCAUUGUAACUUCCCAUCUUCCUCUAACCAUUCCCUCAGAUAAUCACAAACUAUACUAUGACAUUUUUAUCAUACUACUAUAAGACAUUUUUUCACUCAAAAUAAUGGCAUUUUUUUAAAAAUACUAUACUAUGGCAUUUUUUUAUCAUACUAUACCAUGACAGUUUUAUCAUACUAUACUAUGACAUUUUUUUCAAUCUAAAAUAUGACAUUUUUAACAUACUAUACUCUGACAGUUUUAUCAUACUAUAUUAUGACAUUUUUAUCAUUCUAUACGAUGACAUUUUUUAUCAUACUAUACUGUGACAUUUUUAUCAUACUAUACUAUGACAUUCUUUUUCAUUUUAAAUUAUGACAAAAAUUCCAUACUAAAUAAUUAUAUUUUUAACAUACAAACUAUGACAUUUUUAUCAUACUUAACUAUUACAUUUUUUAAUACUGAUUUAUGAAAUUUUUUCUCAUACUAAAAUUUUAAAGUUUGAACAUACUAUACUAUGACAUUUUUAUCAUUCUAUACUAUGACAUUUUUUCUCAUACUAUACUGUGACAUUUUAAUCAUACUAUACUAUGACAAUCUUUUUCAUAUAAAAAAUGAAAAAAAUUUAAUAUCAAAAAAUAACAUUUUGAACAUACUAUACUAUGACAGGUUUAUCAUACUUAACUAUUACUUUUUUUUCACACUAAUUUAUGAAAUUUUUUCUCAUACUAAAAUUUUAAAGUUUGAACAUACUAUACUAUGACAUUUUUAUCAUACUAUACUAUGACAUUUUUUUUAACACACUAUAGUAUGACAUUUUAUCAUACAAUACUAUAACAUUUUUAUCAUACUAUACUAUAGCAUUUUUGACAUACUAUACUAAGACAUUUGAUUAUAUUAUACUGUGACAUUUUUUUCAAUCUAAAAUAUGAAAUUUUUAACAUACUGUACUAUGACUUUUUAUCAUACUCUACAAUGACAAUCUUUUUCAUUUCAAAAAAUGAAAAACAUUUCAUACUUAAAAAUCGAAUUUUUAACAUACUAUACUACGCCAUUUUUAUCAUACUAAACUAUGACAUUUUUUCAUACCGAUAUAGGAAUUUUUUUUUCACACUAAAACUUGAAAAUUUUAACAUACUAUUCUAUGACAUUUUUAUCAUUCUAUACCAUUAAAUAUUUUAUCAUACUAUACUGUGACAGUUUUAUCAUACUAUACCAUGACCAUUUUUAACACACUAUACUCUGACAUCUCUAUUAUACUAUACUAUGACAUUUUUUAACAUACUAUUCAAUGACGUUUUUUUUUAUCAUACCAUACUUUCACAUUUUUAUUAUACUUUAGUAUGACAUACAUACUACAAUAUCUAAAUACAAUCAGACUGGACUCAGAUGCAGUCAUGUUUAGUGGGUAUUAACUGGUCAGAGGUCAUGCUGUCAUCUUUAUUCCACACUUACCUGUAAGACAGACUUUUUUUGUUGUCUUUUUAUGUCACAUGUCCUCCAGACAGAGCUCAUUUGAUCUAAAACUCUCAAAGUAUCAUGGGAAAUGAUGGUAGAGCCUCUCACCUUGGCUCUCACAUCAAGAACAGACAUCAGGUCUCAUGAUCAACGUCUCGCCGUUUCUCUGUGAGGUUUUUUUCACUCAUUGUUUCCCUACACUCUUCGCAGCCUGGCGUCCAAUGAAAGCAGCAAUUGUAAUGUUUUUUUUUACUUGAGCAACAGAGUCGUCAGUGAAAAGUUCAGAUUGUGUAACCAAUUUUCCAGUUCAAGGAGGCAUUGCUGUCGAUUGCGUUCCUCUCCUCAGGAUGUGGUUCUCUGGGCUCAUACAGUACAAGCAGAGGGAAUUGGAGGGUGGGAGUCUUGUGGUGGAGCUCUCACUAGCCCAACCUCGAGCGUGGUUUUUAAGGGAAAGAUACCAGACAGCACGGCUGAAGUUUUUCACAUGACAAAAACCCUCAUUUGUUUACGUCCUUCACUCUUUUCUUAUGUGUCAGAGAGGAACUGUUCAGCCGAGAAACUAAGAGAAGAAGUUAAUGAGGGAAGUGAUGGUUAAAAUGAAGCUGUCUAAAAAUAAUCGUGUUUAUUAGAUUCAAUGUCAGGGUCACUCAUACGUUCAAGACGACGUCUUUUAUCCCACAAGUCUUGACAGCUCGAGUCUGCAAGUCCCAACACAUUGCCACGUUUCGCUGUGUUUCGGGAGGUUUGUUAAAAUUCAGGGAGUGUGACUCGUUGAAUAAAAAUCUUCAACCUUAACCGCAGUGGAAAUGUGGACUCAUCAAAUUUGCACUUCUCACAGGGUCAUGGGGUUAUGUUAUGAGGGAACUAAGCUGACAUCACGGUUGGCCUUUUGUCCUGCGAAAACCAACGUCUCUCUCCCACACUUCAGUGCGCUGAGCGCCCCUGUACUCCAUGAACUCUUAUUAGUCAUAUUUUCAGCUGUGGUUCACUCUGAGGAGGAGAUGGUGACAUUUAGUCAUUUCCAGCGGUGGCGAAGGAGCUAGGAUACCAAUUAUUGUUGAUUUUUGGUACUCCGGGGGACAGUUAAAAGACGUUGGGUACACAUUCACUGUAUUUAUUUAUUUAUCUAUCCUUUAUUUAACCAGAAACAGCCUGUUGGGAUUAAAAAUCUCAAAAGUAUCCUGGCCAAGACAGGCAGUGGCGUGGUGAGCGAAGUUUCCAUUCAACAAUGGGCAGACAUACACGCAAAAGUAAAACAAGAUACUUGACUAUAUAACCAGCAGGUUAACGGUUAAAACCAACCACGUUCAUAAAUAUGUCAAACAGAACAUUAACAGAGGGUUGUGUCCGGCUCUAAAUUACUCAAAAUCAUCAUAAAGCAUCUCAAAGAUCCAGUGAAGAUGAGUUUAGCAGAAAAAACAUCAAAUCAAACUUUGGGCCUACAAAAGCAAAUUAAACCAACGGCAUGGAGACGGGUGCUCAAAACCCUUUUUUUUCAGUCAGUAUGUUUACAUAUGUUUUUUUUAAAAAAAAAUCAAUUUUAGUUUGAUGGAAAUUUGACUUUAAGAAAACAUGCAAACACGAGUCAAACUGAAAUUGCAAACUAUAUUGGAGUUCGGGAUCGAUUUUCUCCACCGUGUAAACGUGUCAGUUGGACUAGAAGUGGCACAAAUAUUCUGGGCAUGCUCCAGCGUCUAUAACCUGGAAGUGAAAUAGCACAGGUGUGUUGCUGGAAGGUCAGGUAAGAAAACAAAACAUAGGAAGAUUUGUGUUUAAACUGGUAUGUUCACUGUUCCUAAAACAAGAAAUGCCCUGACCCGGAUUCAAACCCAGGACCUUCUUACUGUGAGGCGACAGUGCUAACCACUACACCACUGUGCCGCCCAUUGGUUAUCUUUCAGCAUUGAAAAUUCCAACGACAAUUUCAGGUCAAUCUGUCUGUUACUUUCUCCGUAAAGUUGUUCACAGACAAACAAACAAACCAACAAACCAAUGCUACCAAAAACAUAACCUCCUUGGCGGAGGUAAAAACACCAAACUUUACAGUCCAGAACACCACAAAGAUUGAUCUCCCAUCUUUUCUGAAUGUUUUUCUUUGCAGCACAACUUCCCUGUUCUGGUUCAGUCUCACAGCUUUCAUUACUGCCCUUUACACUGGCAGCUGAAACCUGCUAUUAGCACCGAAGUCCCUGCACAAUACCUGCUCAGCAGCAAACACCAGGCAGAUCAAACAAGAGCUCGAGGAUGAGCUCAAAAUAAGCUUCAUAUUUCAGGAUGAGGAUACAGCAACAUGCAGUUCGAUGCCUGAUGCAUGACCUAUAACCACAAUACAGUAAUUUUAAUUGCAAUACACUAGAGAUGGUUGUAAACUCCUGUGUGAGUCAGAUAAGUCUGCACAUACCAGGACUGUCAGUCUAAGUGGAAAUAUUUGUGAUAUCCACCACAUCUGAGGCGGCGAUAUUGACGUUUCAUAACUAAUGUCCCGUCAUGACUCAAACAUUUCACAUGAACUCUCUCUGUCCGUUGCUAUCUACAAGCCUGUAAUUGAUUGUUGUUCUGCAGAGUCAGGGCUGUCGAAACUGCAUCUGCAUGAGACCGUGGGAAGCAAUCGAAAAGGCAACUCCUAAACAGUGUUAUUUUUUUCCUUGACAUUUGAAGAUUCAUGUCCCUCUAAAAAAAAAAAAAAAAAAGAAAAAGCUCCCAGUGUGAGUCAGCAGCGACAGUGUGGAGGGCAGCAUGGGAAGGAAGAACUAGUGUUUAGGAUUGUGGCCGUUGUUUUCUAGUCAGGCGCAGAGUGGGCAGCUGAGGUGAGUGGCGUGCUGGGCUGCAGAAGUUUGGAUCAAAGGCAGAGCAGAUGUGUUUCCAGUCCCCCCCUCUCCUCUCUGGAUGAGUCUGUGUGUUUACUCAUGACCUCAGCGCGCCUCUAUUCUUCACAGCUCUCAACGGCGAGCAGCAGAGCUUUCCCAAGCGUCCAGUGUCUGCUGAUCUCCUCUCCAACGAGGCCAAACACUCGAGUAUCGUCUCUUACAGAGCACGAUCCCGUCCUGUCCGUCCUGCUUUAAUCUGCUUUCAUUGAUUUCCAUGAAGGGAGUCCAAACAGUUAACAGCUUGUCUUAAUCCCUGCACAUGGGUGUAUCCAAAAACUUGAGCCAUUGUUCAGGGAUAAGAACUGUCCUCUAUUUUCGACAAGUAUGUGCCCAUGCAUGUUUGUUGACUUUGUUGCAAGGAAGAUGUGGUGAGCUUAAACAAACGGGGCAUGAUUCCUCUGUGGGACCAGGGAGGGUGGAAUUUGUGUGACUCGUUUCACGAACAUCCCAGCAGGAGGUUAUUUUUGCCCUGACAGUUGAGAUAUGUUGUUGUUUCAUGGUGCCAGUUAGAGGAUUCAGUAUACUUAGCUGUGCAGUCACAGAGCUGUUCAAAGGCUCUGCACAGAGGAGAUGAAUAAUUCCAUUUUUAUAACAAAUACUUGUCUGGAUUCAGACGUUCAAGGAGGGAUGAUUCAUUGCUUUGUGACAGAUGGGUGAAUAGAUGGCUUUAAAGGACGGCAUAGCUCUGAUGUUGUGCGUCUUAGGUGAGGAACAAAGAUGGAGUAAUCCUAAAACAAACAAUCAGGCUCCCACCGUGGAGGAUCACAAGCAAAUAUAGAGUUGAUGGUUGAUUGGAGAUUUAGAUGUUGGAUGUUGUUCUUUACAUCUUUGAACUACAGGUUGGCGGUGAAGGGAUGAGGAAAAAACACAAGUGGAGGUUGAUGUUUACUCUGCACCUAGAGGUUGAAAAUCAAAAGUUUGAUGAGACUAUUUUUGGGUCAACAGCUUCUACUGCAUACCACAUGAGUACGUUUAUAUAUAUAUUCUGAAAGAGAAGAGGAGAUGGAUCAAGUUGAUUUUUUUGGUGAGUUUUUGCCUUUAUCAAUAGGACAGGUUCAAAGUACAGGGAGAUAGAGGGGGGAGGACUCAAACCUGCGACCGCUGCAGGGACCAUGGUCACCAAGGUGGGGUGUGCUAACCUGCUUGGCCAUCUGCGCGCCCUGGUUUAAGUUGAUUUGAGCCAUCUCCUCUUCCCCAUAACUUUGACAGAAGUUGAGCAUACUCUAGUUUGAAAUGUAAUAUAUACAUUAAUAUUUAAAGCUGUAUGCUGUAAUUAUAGGCCAGAUAUCUACACAUGACAAAAAGCUGCAGUGAGCUACACAGCUGAGGUGUAAAUGCAUGCAGGUACUGUUAGCUAAAGGAAGAUUAAAUAAAGCCGUCUUUUGUUGAACAUGUGUCUUGGUUUUAGCUAGUCUAGUCUCUUGUACAAGUUUAGACCUCCACAGAUUUGGAAGAUCACCUGAGCAGAUAAGCAGACAACCAAAAGCCUAACAGGAAACGAGUUUGAAACCAGCAAUAGUUGUAACCUCUAUAUGCAAAACAUCAGCUGCUACAGCUUGAAGUUAUUCUCUGUAAUUGUCCUGAUCAGAUAAACAAAAUAAAUGGAAGGAAAGGUCACUUUGUUUUGUGUUUACUCACCUGAAAAGUGGCGUUUUGACCAAGCUGCAACUUCAGGUCUUGAGAGGUGAAGCCAACACAAGAGUGGUAGAAACUGCGGUUCACUAAGAGUCUACUUCACGCUGGCUGAAGACUCCAGAACCUGCGUACACACUCAUUCACUGAAGCCCACCUUUGGAGCAAAAACAAACAUGUUUAAUAACUGAUUUAAAAACGCAGAUUUAAUGGAGUAAACUUUGACGCAUUUGUGUCAUGGAUGUGAAGGUUUCAGGAUUGGCGAAUUAGAGGCACACGGUGGCGGACUGUAGCUGUUGAUGAGGGGGAUGAAGACCCGCUUCGACUCCGCCUCGUUGUCUCUGGGUUGGUGGACCAAAAGUUCGGCUGAGUCAGCAUUUCCAACACGGCUUCAAAACUUCCACUUCAGACACGAACGGGUGACCUCACUGAGACUAUGUCUAUAUAUUAUGCAGUCUGUGGUUUCGACUGAAAACAGUUAGCCACUUAGCAUCUCGACUGUAGUCACAACAUUGCAUUUUGACUCUACUCUCAAAAUUUCAGUUUUGGUCUCGACAUUUUGACGUUGUCUCCCAAAAGUGCGUAAUGGAAAACUUUUUGUCAUCUCCGGCUUUUACACGCUUUCAUACUUUUCAGCCUCUAGAGGCCCAAAAACAUCCACUGGAUCAACUGAACGGUCAUAAAGCUGCAGAAAGGCCCCUUUUUUCUUCGUCUCUGUAAAACAGGAUGUCUUCACUCAGCAAAGUUGUAAUUUUAUUGUACAGACAAGAAUCCGAGGGCAUUUCUGUAGGUUAAUUAUACAGUAGUGCAAACCUCGUCUGUAUUGGGAGAUACCAAACCAGCCAAAGGGAGUGUUUCAGACUCCUCAGGAUUCAGGGACGAUUCAGCAGCUGCAUUAAAAGAUAACCUGCUAAUCUGCUUAUUUGUGUUUUCACCUUAUCUUAAAUGGCAUUCCCUGUUUUUUAUGGAGCCUGGAGUUGGUUAUCUUUUUGAAGUUGUUUCCAGGAGUCAUUGGGAGUCGGGGCAAGCUGCUGUAAGAAUCGGUACCAGUAUCCUUCUAAAGCAGUGAUUCAUACUCGGCGCUCUCCUCGCCCCUCUGCCAGGUUUAUCUCUUUAAUCUGACGUCCAGAUGUGCCGUCUUCUUGCAGCUCCCGUGGUGGAGCCGUGUUGUUCUGGAGGCUCCGGGGCCGGGGAGGGCACUGUUUCUCUGCUCCACUCUACGUGUUGCAUCAUGAGAAGUGUUGUGCAGCUUUGUGUGGGGGCGAACAGACAGGCUGGCGGCGGGAGGGUGGGGUGGGGGGGUUAAACCCUUGUUGCAAAGAGAGAAAGAGGUGGUUAUGGUGGCGGCGGCUGGUGGAAGUUCUUAUUUACCAACACUCCUCCCGCUUGUUGCUUGGGAUGCUUUCCAGCUAUUGAGAGUUUGCAUCAUUCCAAACAAGAUCAGACUCACUCGGUUCCCACACUGCUGAAUCGAGAAAGGCUGUGAUAUUUCUGAUGUUGCUCAUCCACCAUCUUCAAGCCCCCUUUUUAUCUCUCAAUCAGUCUCUCUCCAUCUAUUUGCCAAGUAUAUCCUCCUCAUCCUCUCAUUUUGCUUCUUCCUUUCCGUCACUCUGUUCUCUCUCGCUCCCUCCUUCCCUCUCGCUCUUUUGAAGUCGUGCCGACAGGAACAGAACGGCUCUAAACUUUCCCAGAGAGCCUCCCAUUGGCUUCUUGUUGAUUUUUCUUUCAAGUUGAUUUUCAAACAGCAUUUAUUCACAUCAAACAGAUGAAAAUACAUAUCAAGGCACCACAAUGCAAAUGACUGCACCCACAUCUUUCUCAGUAUUGUUGUUGUUGUCGAGGUGGGUGUGUGAGUGCGUGGGCGAAUGCAGAUUUUUAUGUGUCACUGUCCCAAAUCCAAACCCAAGUCUUGCUGUAACUCUGGACAUACGAGCGUAAAGUCUGAACCCCUGCCCACUCUCUAGCAUGACUCCGUCUCUGCACAAAGGGGAGCCUGUGGAGAGCAUCCUGUGUGAGGAUUCUUGUGUUUGUGGGCAUGCUGAAGAGUCCGUGGAGGUCAAGGGACAUUACUCCAGGGGGGUGCCUCUUCUUUUGUUGUACGCUCUCUCUUUCUCUUGUAUCUUGUCCCUUGUUUCUUGUCGUCUCCGCCCACUUCCUUGUCGUCCUGCCUCCUGAAUCAAUCCCCUCCCUCCGUCUGGCCUCUUUAUUCUGCUCACACCACAAACCAGUGCAGUUGCGAGGUCUCAAAGCCUUGCCCUAGUUUCCCUUCGCAGUAUUGGGCAAUUACUCCUUCUCUCUUGGGUGUCAGGUCAAAUGUUGUCAUUGGUAUCAUGAGGGAAGAAGUGGGAGAGGACGUUAAUGGUUUUUUUUUCUUUGUGCUCACAGGAACUGGUGGGUGCCAAACUUACCACAUUGGUUUUUCCCAUCCUCGAGUGCGCUUUGAUCAUUUCAUCAAGCCGGUUUUAGAGAAGUAAUGAUCUGAAAAUGGCUGAUAUUAAACAAACAUUGUGGCCGUAACCUCAAAUUUUCUCAGGAACUGACUUCUGCCUUGUUGUGUUUUCCCUCAGCAAAAGUUUACAGAGUGAUACAGCCAUGCUAGCUACAUGUUUAUGCUAACAACUGAUCGAGUCGCUUGGUCCAGAUCAUCUACCACAGUGUAGGGGUGGGGGAUAUGGCAAAAAACAAAGACAUAAUCAGACAGGAUUUUAUGGCUCAAUCAUAUUUAAGGUAUCACCAUCAUAAAGCAGCGGGGGCUAACAAAACUAGUGCUGCUUACUCAGUGCGUUUACAUGCACAGCUUAAUCGGACUAAGCUCAUAAUUUGCUAAGUAACUUUUCCGUGUAUACAUGCAGAGAAAAUCAAAUUAUCGAUGUGACCGUGUCCUCCUCCCCAAAACUAGGGGGCGAUAUGGGUCUUUUCAGCUACGCUGUUUCCGGACCGUUUUUAAAGAUGUCUCCAUUCCUUGUUUUGCGACCAUCCAUAAACUUUAAAAUGUCCAUUUCUGUCAGGAUGGAAAGCAUAACGGCGCUCUCCUCGCUGUUCCAAAAGUGGACGUUCUUUCGUGCUUCAGCCAAGUUGCAGUUUCUUCUGAGUCGAAAGUUGUUUAAAUGAUAGCCCCACUUCUUCUCUGGUGUUUUUGCUCUGGGGUUACGGAGGCGUGGUGCAAACGCACAUGCAUUGUCCGAUCAUAAUCUGACUACGCUGGUUACAUGGUAGAGAAAAUCAAAUUCCAAUCGCAUUAUCUGGGUGUCUCAAUCGAAGUUCUCAAACUCCAAUUAUAGUCGGACUAAGGUGUUUACAUGUACUUCAGUUGUCCGGUCUUAAUCGGAGUGAGGCGAUAAUUCAGUUUUCCUCAAGUGUCAUGUAAACGUACUGACUGGUUGCAGAAUUGUCACAUAAGUGAGCGAUCGGGAAACAACAGGGGUGCACACUUUUUUAUAACAGCAGCUUUUUGGUCCUUUAGCCAAUAAAAUAAUAAUGCAUCAGAUUUCAUAUAGCGCUUUAUCAGAGACCCUCAAAGUUCUUCACCUUGGAUACAUCAUUCAUUCGCUCACAGUCACACCUUGGUGGUGGUAAACUAUCACAGUAGUCAGAGCUGUCCUGGGGCAGACUGACGGAAACGGGGCUGCCAGUUUUCUCCUACGGCCUCUCGGACCACCACCACACAACACUCACAAUCACACACCAGUGGAGGACACACACUGGGAGCAAGUUGGGUUAAGUGUCUUGCCCAAGGACACAAUGGACAGAAUCAAGAUAAUCUUCCAGUUAUUGAACGAGCGCUCGACUUCCUGAGCUACUGCCUUUACAUGCCAUGGACUGUGUACUUAAAAAGUUUCAUCUUUUCUUUCAUUUGUUCAAACUUCAAAACUCCAAUAAUAAUAAAUCUCCUCACCUGUUUGAAUCACGAAACCAGAGCGACUGUGAUAAUCCCUCAUCGAGUCUUUUGAUGCCGUUCAUCGCUGUAAAUCGACAGCCUCUCAACCUUUACUUUCUGCUCAAUUUAACGGGCAGGUCUCUCAUUCUCUCAUAAAUCCAGAGUCUGUUUGAGGUCAGCCAACGAGAAGACCUGUUAUUAACCUUCAUUAGUGGCCUGUUGAGGGCACAUGUUGGUGAGAUCCAAUCUUUGGUCUGCUCCUGUUCUGCCUCAGAGGUUCACCUCGCUAUGUGGGUGUACUGAACUUUCAACCCAUAACAAAGUGUUUGAGCCGACUUUGAGUUUACUUUUUAGCAACGCUCAGGUGUGGAGAGAAAUAUGGAGGAGGAACUCGUGUAGUAAGUUUGUGUGAAGUAGUGAAAUGGAGGCUGAAGAGGGCCGUCUUUCAUUAAAACCAGAGAGUCUGCCACUGACUUCCUUACCUAAGCAGACCAGCAGGGACAGCAUAGCAGCAUUGGAUUGUGGGAUAGUCGAGGCUGAAUUAUCCAACUAAGGUAAGGCAUCAAGAGGACAAUAAAAUGACGAAGAUUUAGGUACUUGGUAUAAUCCUGGCGACAGUUUCUGAUUGGUCAAAGCUCCAGUGAAGAGUUUUGAACUGGUUGAGAAACUGGCGCCUCUACGGGAACUUCAGAAACUCACAAGAUCAUCAGCAACAAGGUUUAAAGUUUCCCACAUUUUACAUUUAAUUGACAGCAGGAAGAGUAUUAGUACAGAGGUAUCAGUUUGUCCACAGGGGGCGCCAAAGCCAACACAGACCAAAAGUUCCUUACAGCAGCUUUACAAACUCGACAUAAACUUUUGAAACCAAAACUAUAAAUGUGACUAAAACUAAAAGAAACUUUCCCCUAAAGAAAAAAGAUGAAAUCAAAAAUAGCCUUAAAAAAAAACAAAACUGGUUCUUUCAGACGCCUCUUGCAUUUUUAAACUCGUAUGCCCGCGUGUUAUUUUUCGCCUGCCUUGCUCCAUCAUCUCACUAAUGAUCCUUCUCUAAUCGCUGUUUUAACUUGUCAACAUGGUUUCAGCGUUUAGUAACUCUGCCCGAGGCUGUAAGCUUCACUCCAAACCUCAGACAGCAGAGCCCGAGCAACACACGUCACACGGUGACGAGCCGGUGAUUAUUUUCCAAAGACUUUGAGGUGGUUCCUUUUGACAGUUUUAAGUGAAGGACUAAUUCUGUGUGCCAACCGGGGAGCUACUUUAUGUCUAGAGAGAAAUUAAAGAAAAUAUUUGUUGAUCAGAGUUCGAAUCACGAGGUGACGCUGUUAUGUAACACAGUUUGGAGGACGGGGAGGUCAGAGGGUGGGGAGUUUGUGUGAAUUUCUCCUGUUUAAUGAUCAUUUUAGUGUUUUUUUGGUGAAUGUUUUGCAGUUCAAAGCCAACCGAACCUUUCUCGGGGAUGCCAGGAAUAAUACUUUCUUGUUUACGUGGAUUUUGUUUGUCUUCUUUAGGCUGAGCUGUUGGAACAAAGCAGAUCAGAGUACUUUUCCAGAGCGGGAGAAACCCAAGAGCUUUUAAACAGCGCCACAAAAACAAAGAAGACCAAGCUUCAAAAGAUGUAAGCAUGAUCUAACGCAAAACUUUCCAACCCCGUCAGUCAGAGAGGACGCUGGAGUAUCUGCUCACAUCCUCUUCUCAUUUUUCAGAGCCAAACAAGCCGGUGUCCAGCGAGAGAUCUGUGUUUCCAGUACGGGGGAGCAGCUAAUUGUGUCCCAGAAACCGAAAACGGACUGGAGAGUUAGAAUCAAACCCAAAAGAGACUGUGACCAGCUCUAAAAGGAGGGCCGCAGACCACUAGGAGCCUUUCCCCAGAGCCCUAAAUGAGGCCGAGACUACUCUAAAACAAGGCCUGACCCAGGAGAGUCCACACAGAAUCAGCCCACGUGGGGCCUCUAUAGUCGGACAUGAAAUCAGCAAAAGCCGAGUGAUGCAGGGGAAGACCUUCACCCACAGAGGGCCAAGAGGACAUGCCUUGGAAGUCCUCCAGCCAUGAUGCAGACCCACUCCAGCGAGGGCUCCACACAAACAUCCAAGCAUGACCCUCUUCCUCUGCAGCCCCUUCCUCCAGCCGAAGCCAAGGCACAGUCCAAGGCUUUCCCAGUCUCCGAGUGCAGCAAAACCACACUGGAAGUAGAGCUGCUUACUCCAGGGAAACGGGCCCAGAGGCUCCCCCUCACAAGCAAUAACACGGCACAGACAAACCAAAACAGGCUGGCCGCAAGUCUGAGGGGCCUAUCUGUCAAGCCUGCAUCCUCAGGCUCCUCUAUUAGUUCCAGAUCCACACUCAGAGAGGAGGGGAGUGAAAAUGUGCCCAGAACCUCCAGAUUACGACGACAGAAGAGGUCCUGA
This is a messenger RNA of Xyrichtys novacula (pearly razorfish), 45377 nucleotides long. The record is from the annotation of a GenBank genome assembly. Lineage: Eukaryota; Metazoa; Chordata; Actinopteri; Labriformes; Labridae.